This is a messenger RNA of Pelobates cultripes (western spadefoot toad), 46245 nucleotides long. Lineage: Eukaryota; Metazoa; Chordata; Amphibia; Anura; Pelobatidae. The record is from the annotation of a GenBank genome assembly.
GAAUGACAAGAGCAGCAUCAGAUUUACUUAGGUGCUGAAAACAGAGCAUUUCAUUUCAUUACUGACGGAUACAGCAUAUUCUUAUGUGUAGAAUAUCGUCAAGGUCCCUACAUAGGGUCGCCACACUUGAUUCGAAGCCAAAAGAAAAAAAGAAAAAGCAGAUAUUGCGAGAGAGCAUCAAAACUACAAAUUCUUUACAUGACCAAAUUAGUAAUUGUUUUGUCAUCAUGGAGGACAACAAGAUGUUUUAUGUUCUUUUUGCUUUAUUAUUGUGUCUUCAAGACCGGAUUUACGUCAAAGGCCAAGAGUGUAGACUAAUAGGAAAGUUUGAUCUACAUGGAUUUCUGGAAUCAAAAAACCAUCAUCUUAUCAUCGGUGGUAUGUUCCCCUUUCAUUUCAGGACUAUACUUACAAAUGAUACAUCAAUGGAAGAACCCAAGUCUCCUAAAUGUGAAGGGUAAGUCAUGGGCUCAGGGGGUUUAUGGAGCUAAUGUAAUAUGAUUAAAAGGCAAGUUCCUACAAGUGUUUCCUACAAGUAUUUCCAGUGAAUUGUUUCUUUCGGUUAAUUUUCUUUAUGUUGCGUAUCUCAAAGAGAAGAAUAGGACAGAACUUCUAACACAUCUCAUGAUAUAUCAAACACUGUAUCCUACAUAUAGUGAGUUGUAAUUAGUUUAAACAUAAUCGAAAUAUCUAGGUGUUAGGGAAACUCUAAAAUAUCUAACUUUUCUUACACUGCUAAUGUGGUCCUAUAAUUUGAAGGCUGAUUUUCAAGUCACAACAUUUUACUGUUUAGUAAAAAAUAGGCAAGUGCUUAGUAAAAAAAAAAAUCCAUUUAUUUCAAUUUCAAGUCGGACUGAAAUGUUGACUGGUUGACUGGUACAGUUUGCACAAAUAACGGAAAUAUUGCACAAGACCACAAGCCAUCUGAAUGCUUUUUUACUGGGAUGUCAUUUAUUUCAAUUACAUUUUCCUUCUCACACAAGUUUUAUGUCUAAUUAGCAAUCUAUCUAUGAAAUGUCAGUAUCUAGAACUAGGGGUUCUGAUUUAACUUAUUGCUUUAGUCUCAUAACCUAAACUUCAUAAUCUUUUCCUGUUGUUUAAAUAUCGAUUUAAAAAAAAAAAAAAAAAAAGUUGCCGUUUUUACAGUCUAGUCCCUAAAGAUCGUAUGCCAGCAUACGUCCUGCAAAUUUAACAUUGUUAGCACUCAACAAACUUGUAGUUUAUUAAUUGAGUGGGUCAUCUCGUCGUAUGUUAGAAUGGGCUUCUCACAGAGCAGAUUGUUAUGACAGCUUAGACCAUCAAUAGUAGAGACGUACUGGAUACCGCACUCACUAAAUAACCCAGGUGAUCUGAAGCAGUAACGUUUCGACCCACCGGGUCUUUAUUAAGCUUGAUAAAAACCCGGUAGGGACGAAACGUUGCUGCUUUUGCCCCAAUAGAGCUGCUAUUUUUGUUAUCCCGGAGUGCCUGAACCAUUUUUUAUUCGGCACAGCUCAGACCAUGCUUCCCCAAACUCCAGCCCUCCAGAUGUUGCUGAACUACAACUCCCAUGACUCUCAGCCUAUUUUAUUCAUAAAAUCAUGGGAGGUGUAGUUCAGCAACAUCUGGAGGGCCGGAGUUUGGGGAAGCCUGGCUUAGACCAUCAAGGUCUGUAACUCUGUAACUGUAACUCUAAGAGGCAACAUUUGGACUAACAUUGUUAGAUCAUACAUUUUAUUCAUGUCUCAUAAACUAUACACUUACAUGUAUUCUAUAAUGUUAAAUAUUGAGCAAGGCCUGGUUAAACUGGUUUCAAUCAUAUACUACCGUAGUUCUUAAUCUGUCCAAUUUUGGUCAGGUGUUGAUUCACCUUUUAUAUUGUGUCACUAGUUUUAAAUAAAAUUUGUGUAUUGUGUACUGUGUAUUAUAGGAAUAUAAUGCCAGCAAGGGUUACUGACGACAUAAUAAUAAACCAUAAGAUAGAUCCUGUGUUACUUGAAUAUCUCAAGAUCUCUGAGAAUACACACAAUACAGGCAUCAACACAAUGUAUAUUUGGUAUUUUUACAUUUAGUAUAAGAUUAGUAUUAGAGCUAGGUUUAAGUUUCCUUUAAACGUAUGCAACACUGGGGUAUAUAUAUUGCAGUCUGCUGAGAUUGGUAAGAGUCUUACUCCCAGGCCUAUUCCGUAAUUUAACCCCUCUCCUUUUAUUGACAUGCUGUGUGAGGAAUGAGCUACAGAAACAGCACAAAAAAAUAGCACUAUUAAGUACCAGUCACGCCAUACAAUAUGCUUUUUAUUAUACAGUAUGACAUCAUCAACCAUGUAGUAGAUGAUUUGAAAAUGUGGUCUGCCCUUGGAAAUAAUAGUAGAUAUUAUACCUGUAGGAAAACUAAAAAACAAACAAGCAAUAAAGGCGCUGAAAGUGCUAAUGUAAAAUAUAAAGAUAAUAAAAGUGUAGCAGCACCUAAAAGUGUACAAGCUCAUAAAACACCAUACAUAAAAUCCAAAAUAAAAAUACUGGUAGAUAUUUACUAGACAGUACUGGCAAAAGGCUAUUAGGCUGCUAUAUGGAAACGGAGAGUGUGGAUUUUAUUUAUUCUCAAUAAAGCUGUUUUACUUUUGGAAGCUGGUGUCCUGCCUAUUUGCACCAACAUUGAAGUCCUGGUCUUUGGAUUUAAAGCUGGAUCAGUUAGAGCAGGCUUUUACUGCUCUUUUCUUGUGAGUGAUAUUCCUAAUUUUAUUUGCUGGUUUUUAUAUUUAUGUAAACAAUAUUAUACUAUGUUUCUCCAUUUUAUAUCUCUUUUUACAUAUGUUCUUAUGUGAUUUGGAGAAUUUAAGGAGAUAUACAUUUCCCUUGUAAGUUAUUUGUUUUGGAUAUUGAAUUUUUACACCAUCACAUUUGCAUUUUGCACUUAUGUCACACUGAAUGUGAUUAUAUUGUAGACACACUCUGUGUUUUUGCACAAAAUAUUUGCACAAAUUAUUGCACUAUUUGCACUUUUUAAUAUUUAAAGGUACAGCGCACCUAUUUUUAUUUUGGAUAUUAUACCUGUGCUUCAACUACAGGGAGUGCAGAAUUAUUAGGCAAGUUGUAUUUUUGAGGAUUAAUUUUAUUAUUGAACAACAACCAUGUUCUCAAUGAACCCAAAAAACUCAUUAAUAUCAAAGCUGAAUAUUUUUGGAAGUAGUUUUUAGUUUGUUUUUAGUUAUAGCUAUGUUAGGGGGAUAUCUGUGUGUGCAGGUGACUAUUACUGUGCAUAAUUAUUAGGCAACUUAACAAAAAACAAAUAUAUACCCAUUUCAAUUAUUUAUUAUUACCAGUGAAACCAAUAUAACAUCUCAACAUUCACAAAUAUACAUUUCUGACAUUCAAAAACAAAACAAAAACAAAUCAGUGACCAAUAUAGCCACCUUUCUUUGCAAGGACACUCAAAAGCCUGCCAUCCAUGGAUUCUGUCAGUGUUUUGAUCUGUUCACCAUCAACAUUGCGUGCAGCAGCAACCACAGCCUCCCAGACACUGUUCAGAGAGGUGUACUGUUUUCCCUCCUUGUAAAUCUCACAUUUGAUGAUGGACCACAGGUUCUCAAUGGGGUUCAGAUCAGGUGAACAAGGAGGCCAUGUCAUUAGAUUUUCUUCUUUUAUACCCUUUCUUGCCAGCCACGCUGUGGAGUACUUGGACGCGUGUGAUGGAGCAUUGUCCUGCAUGAAAAUCAUGUUUUUCUUGAAGAAUGCAGACUUCUUCCUGUACCACUGCUUGAAGAAGGUGUCUUCCAGGAACUGGCAGUAGGACUGGGAGUUGAGCUUGACUCCAUCCUCAACCCGAAAAGGCCCCACAAGCUCAUCUUUGAUGAUACCAGACCAAACCAGUACUCCACCUCCACCUUGCUGGCGUCUGAGUCGGACUGGAGCUCUCUGCCCUUUACCAAUCCAGCCACGGGCCCAUCCAUCUGGCCCAUCAAGACUCACUCUCAUUUCAUCAGUCCAUAAAACCUUAGAAAAAUCAGUCUUGAGAUAUUUCUUGGCCCAGUCUUGACGUUUCAGCUUGUGUGUCUUGUUCAGUGGUGGUCGUCUUUCAGCCUUUCUUACCUUGGCCAUGUCUCUGAGUAUUGCACACCUUGUGCUUUUGGGCACUCCAGUGAUGUUGCAGCUCUGAAAUAUGGCCAAACUGGUGGCAAGUGGCAUCGUGGCAGCUGCACGCUUGACUUUUCUCAGUUCAUGGGCAGUUAUUUUGCGCCUUGGUUUUUCCACACGCUUCUUGCGACCCUGUUGACUAUUUUGAAUGAAACGCUUGAUUGUUCGAUGAUCACGCUUCAGAAGCUUUGCAAUUUUAAGAGUGCUGCAUCCCUCUGCAAGAUAUCUCACUAUUUUUGACUUUUCUGAGCCUGUCAAGUCCUUCUUUUGACCCAUUUUGCCAAAGGAAAGGAAGUUGCCUAAUAAUUAUGCACACCUGAUAUAGGGUGUUGAUGUCAUUAGACCACACCCCUUCUCAUUACAGAGAUGCACAUCACCUAAUAUGCUUAAUUGGUAGUAGGCUUUCGAGCCUAUACAGCUUGGAGUAAGACAACAUGCAUAAAGAGGAUGAUGUGGUCAAAAUACUCAUUUGCCUAAUAAUUCUGCACUCCCUGUAUAAAUACACAUUUAUUAUACACAGCUAGAUUUAGUACAAUCUGAUGCAGUUUACAUUGGCAGUGCAUCGAACAGCAAAAAUGAUAUUCAGUUAGUAUCAUGCUGUAAACAAUUAGUAACGGAUUCUGACAGGACUAUGAACAUUCUUUAGGAUAUCUUACAAACCUCAAAUGCUAUUUGCUGUACAUUGAAUGACUGUAGUUUCAUGGACUGAAUAAAUGCCCUUUUACUGGUGUAAAUGUUAUGUUUAUAAGGUGGUUAAUCCCUUUAAUGCUACCCAGUGGUCAAGAUAUGCUCAGUUUUCUAUCAAAAGUGCCUCUAAACAUCUAGGAUGUUCUAUAUACAGUGAGGGGAAAAGUAUUUGAUCUUUUGCUGAUUUUGAAUGUUUGACCACUGACAAAAAAAUGAUCAGUCUAUAAUUUUAAUUGUAAGUGUAUUUUAACAGUGAGAGACAGAAUAAAAAAAAAAAAAGAAGAAAAUCCGGAAAAACAAUUGUCAAAAAAGUUAUAAAUUGAUUUGCAUGUCAAUGAGUGAAAUAAGUAUUUGACCCCUUUCAACUUAGUACUUGGUGGAAAAACCCAUUGUUGGCAAUCACAGAGGUCAAACGUUUCUUGUAGUUGACCACCAGGUUUGCACACAUUUUAGCAGGGAUUUUGUCCCACUCCUCUUUGCAGGUCCUCUCCAAGUCCUUAAGGUUUUGAGGCUGGCUCAAACCUUCAUCUCCCUCCGCAGAUUUUCUAUGGGAUUAAGGUCUGUAGACGGGGUAAGCAACUCCAGGACCUUAAUGUGCUUCUUCUUGAGUCAAUCCUUUGUUGCCUUGGCUGUGUGUUUUGGGUCAUUGUCAUGCUGGAAUAUCCAUCCAUGACACAUUUUCAAUGCCCUGGCUGAGGGAAGGAGGUUCUCACCCGAGAUUCGACGGUACAUGGCCCCAUCAAUCGUGCCUUUGAUGCGGUGCAGUUGUCCUGUCCCCUUAGCAGAAAAACACCCCCACAGCAUAAUCUUUCCACCUUCAUGUUUGACAGUGGGGAUGGUGUUCUUGGGGUCAUAGACAACAUUUCUCCUUCUCCAAACACGGAGUUGAGUUGAUGCUAAACAGCUCGAUUUUGGUCUCAUCUGACCACAACACUUUCACCCAGUUCUCCUCUGAAUCAUUCAGAUGUUCACUGGCAAACUUCAGAAGGGCCUGGACAUGUGCUUUCUUAAGUAGGAGGACCUUGCGUGCGCUUCAGGAUUUUAGUCCUUUACGGCGUAGUGUGUUACCAAUUGUUUUCUUGGUGACUAUAGUCCGAGGUGCCUUGAGAUCAUUAACAAGAUCCUCCCGUGUAGUUCUGGGAUGAUUCCUCACCGCUCUCAUGAUCAUUGAAACUCCACGAGGUGAGAUCUUGCAUGGAGCACCAGACUGAGGGAGACUGACGGUUAUUUUGUGUUUCUUCCAUUUGCAAAUAAUCACACCAAGCUGCUUGGCAAUGGUCUUGUAGCCCAUUCCAACCUUGUGUAGGUCUACAAUCUUGUCCCUCAGAUAAAUACAUAUAGGUAAUGGAAGUGCACUCAACCCCUUGUCGUGGAAUCCGGGGUGCUCCAAUGGACAAGUCCAAGUACCAAAGUGGACCAAAUGCAAAAUUGUUAAAUAUAGAAAGUAAUCCAGGCACUCCAACAAAUUCCCAAAUACAGGCAAUUUUAUUAGAACCAGGAACUACACAGCAACGUUUUGACCCCUUAGGGCCUUUAUCAAGCUUGGAUUACUUUCUAUAUUUUACAAUCUUGUCCCUGACAUACUUGGACAGCUCUUUGGUCUUGGCAAUGGUGGAGAGUUUGGAAUCUGAUUGAUUGCUUCUGUGGACAGGUGUCUUUUAUACAGGUAAUGAGCUGAGAUUAGAAGCACUCCGUUUAAGAUAGUGCUCCUAAUCUCAGCUCGUUACCUGUAUAAAAGAGACCUGGGAGCCAGAAAUCUUGCUAUUUGAUAGGGGAUCAAAUACUUAUUUCACUCACUGACAUGCAAAUCAAUUUAUAACUUUUUUGAUAUGAGUUUUUCUGGAAUUGUUUUUUUUUGUUAUUAUGUAUGGCAAACUUUCAAAAUCAAAAUCAGCAAGGGAUCAAAUACUUUUUCCCUCACUGUAUGCAACCCCAACACCCUAAUGUUAUUGAUAUCCUGCUUAAUUUUCAAUAAAAUGCUGGAGACAAAAUAUUGCCUCUAAAAUGGUUUAAACUUAUGUUAACUUUUUUUAUUUUUUAUUUACUGGGUGGUACCAUAUGACUUGGGGGCCCCUCGCCAUCCAGGGGCCUAUUCAGGUGUUAAACCUCUGCAUGUGUAUUUCUAUGACAAGUUGCUGAAUUGUGAGGAAAGCCAUUCUAGAACUGGACCAUAUCUUAGGUGGGCUUAUCUUUUAAGCCCAGAAUUUUAAUAUUACCUCUAUGAAAAAGGUGUUUUUUACUUCUAUUUCUAAACAAUCUUUGCUCUAUGUAGAUAACAUUACCUGAUAUAUAUCAGUGAAUGUAAGAAAAGAGAUUUCCUGGCAGCAUUCAACCCGUUGUCAUAGCAGAAUUUAAAAAAACAGUGAUGCUUGCAAUAACAAUACAUAGAGUGAAAUAAGUAACAUGUACACAACAUAGCUAUAAUAAUUUGUAAUUAUCACUCAGGUUUGGUUAGUGUUGCUACAUCCACCACAUUAUUUAAGACAUAUAGACUACCGAUAUAUGUAGAAUUCAUGUACUGAUUGAUUAAGGACCUGAUCUCCUUCCUGCACCAUUUGAAUUAUAAAUAUCACAGGGCAAUGCUUUUACUAUGCUGCCCAGCAAUAUGUAGAAAUUAUAUGGGUCCAGAAAAACAUGUUGAAUAUUUAAACUGAUGUGUAAAAUAUUACAAAAAAACAAUAGGGGGUGGAGAUAACCAACAAUACAAGCCGCUGUUGGCUCCACUGCACUAACAUAAACAUAAACAACAACCUUGCGGUUUCAGGGUUUUCAGCUCUCUGUUUCCACUCACAGAAAUAAAACACAAUCUCUUCCCUCCUUUGGCAGGGGAGUACUUAAUAGCACCUGUAAUUAACAAUCCUUUUCAGGUGAGGUAAAUUAGGAUUGAAACUCUGGAACUGGACUUCUCAACUGUAGGUUCCAAGCAACUUCCAAAAUGUGGAGUGGAGCACUGGCCCACCCUACUCUCCAAGUGCUCCACCCCAGGGCCCAGAUAUACACAUAUUUAAAGUGCAAUAUUCAUUUUAACAUAACACAUUUCCCUGGGGCUAAUUACACAAAGUAGGAACCUUGCAAAAUCUGGGGAGAUAUAUAGAUUCCCUCCAGCACAAUUCCUUGCUUUCGGUCACACAUCCUCCCCCCAAGCUCAGACCUAUUGGGUCGAGCGACCAUGGACAUUAGCGAGUGCAUCCGUGAAAGACCAUCUGCAUUUCCCUGUUUACACCCAGCCCUAUGCUCUAUGGAGAAAUUAUAGGGUUGCAAGCUAAGGAACCAGUGGGUCACUCUACUAUUUUUCUCCCUGUUUUGGCUCAUCCAAGUAAGGGGUGCAUGGUCUGUCACUAGUCUGAAUUUUCAUCCAAAGAGAUAGUAUUAAAGUGUGUCUACUGCCCACUUUAUAGCCAGACACUCCUUCUCAACAAUGGAAUAGUUUAUUUCUUGGGGUUUAAGCUUCCUGCUUAAAUAUAAUAUGGGGUGCUCCUCACCCUGAAUUUCCUGAGAGAGAACGGCACCAAGCCUUACAUCAGAUGCAUCUGUCUGUAAAAUAAAUUCUUUAGAAAAAUCAGGUGUUACCAACACUGGUUGGGCACAAAUGGCUUCUUUAAGCUUCCUGAAUGCAUGUUCAGUCUCUUGGGGACCAUUUUACCACUACUGGGGCAUUAGCUUUAGGAAGGUCAGUUAAUGGGCUUCCAAUUGUAGCAAAAUUGGAAAUAAAUCUCCUGUAAUACCCAAUGAGGCCAAGAAAUGUUCUCACCUGUUUCUUAGUCAGUGGUAUUGGCCAAUUUCGUAUGGCUUCAAUUUUAGCAACUUGGGGUUUCACUAGUCCCCUACCAAUAGAGUAGCCCAAAUAUUUUGCUUCCUCUAGGCCAAUCGUACACUUACUGGGGUUAGGCCAGCAUUUUGUAUUGAGUUAAGGACAGCCUGUACUUUUGGAAGGUGAGAUUCCCAAUCCUCACUGUGUACUACAACAUCAUCCAAGUACGCAGCUGCAUACUUACGUUACUGCAUCUGAGUUAUGUGUUCUAUUACACUGUGAUGUGGGUUAGCUUCUUGUUCCCAAAUUUCCUUCGCUAUGUCAAGUAAUACCCUGGGGUGUCUGCCAUAUAAUAAAUUCAAAAGGUGAGAAACCCGUAGAAGCUUGGGGUACUUCUCUAAUGGCAAACAUUAAAUAGGGCAAUAAAAAGUCCCAGUUUUUACCAUCUUUAUCAGUUACUUUCCGCAGCAUAGCUUUUAAAGUUUAUUAAAUCGCUAAACCAAACCAUUGGUUUGUGGGUGAUAAACAGAGGUUUUGAGGUGUUUAAUGUGAAGGAGCUUGCAGAGUUCCUUUGUAACCUUGGACAUGAAUGGAGUACCCUGACCUGAUAGGAUCUCCUUGGGAAUCCCAACCCGCCUAAACAUCAUCAUUAACUCUUUAGCAAUGGACUUUGCGGAGGUUGUACACAUAGGUAUUGCCUCAGGGUAACGGGUAGCAUAGUCUAGUACUACUAAUAUAUACUGAUGCCCCCUAGUGGAUUUUACCAGAGAACCUACAAAAUCCAUAGCAAUACGUUCAAAAGGCACUUCAAUAACAGGCAGGGGUACUAAAGGGCUACGGUAAGCCGUAAAGGGCGCAGUGACCUGACAUUCAGGGCAUGACGAACAGUAGUUUUUGAUAGCUGCGAUUACUCCAGGCCAAUAAAAUCUCCUCAAAACUCGCUCUCUUGUUUUGUGAACCCCUAGAUGGCCACCCAAAACAUGGCUAUGUGCAAGGUUUAACACAGUACGCCAAUAGGCUUGUGGUACUAACAGUUGCUUUGUAAUAACGGACUCUUUUUUCUCAACUAUGUACAACAGAUCAUUAUCCACUUCAAAAUAAGGGUAAGUAAGAGAAUUCACUGGAUUGACAGGGGAUCCAUUCCUUAUAGAAAUAUUAUUCCUGGUUACCAAUAAUGUUGGGUCAGACCACUGUGCACUUCUGAAGUUACCAGGCCUAACCUCUAAAUCCAUUAACUCUAUUUCUGGUUCAGAGCUUCUAGAAGGUCCCACAUUAGUUUGUUCUGGCUUUUCACCAACUAAUGUUUUUAUAGGGGAGUGCUGCAUAUUGUUAGGCCCAUCAUCAUGAUCUCUCUCGUCUGCCAGAGUAUCUGCAAAAGGAAAUUCAUCAUUCUGUUCACCUGAUGGGUUUUCAAAACAGGCCCAUAGGUCUAGAAAAUGGGGAAAAUCCCUUCCAAUAAUCAUCUCAUGUGCCAGUUUGGGUACCAGCCCCACUCUGCAGUUUACAGUACCACACUGGGUCUUAACAAGUAUAUCUGCAGUAGGGUAGUUAUGUAUAUCCCCGUGCACACAAGCAAUAUCAACUUUUUCAGAGUUAACAAUAUGAGUAUCCUGUAAUAAGGAUUGGUCUAGAAGGGUAACCAUACUCCCUGAAUUUAGCAAUGCCUGUAUAUUUUUUCCCUCCACAUUCACGGUACACCCAGGGUGACUAUUCAAAUAACCAUUUUUUUCCGCAGAACAUACAACCUGUGACUAAAGUGCAAUUCCUUCCCAAUUAUUACCAAAAUUACACUCCAUUGGUUCAACAUUUUCAGGACAGUCUUUUUCUCCAGACUUUGCUGUGUGUUGCCCGCAUCCUCCACCUUAUGUGACACACAGUCUUUUCAGGCUUUACAGACACUUCACAUGCUGGAUGAGGUAAAAUGACUUGCUCUUUUUAUUGUGGUUCCAAAAUAGAUGCACAGUAAGGUAUAAAAGGUUGUAACAAAAUAUAUAAAACAAAAUCCUUGCUCUUCUGAGCACUAACUAAACAAAAUAAUUAGCUAACUGGGUUGGAUGGCUUGUCCAUUUCCCAACAUAAACAUAAACAACAACCUUACUGUUUCAGGGAUUUCAGCUCUCUGUUUCCACUCACAGAAAUCAAACACAAUCUCUUCCCUCCUUUGGCAGGGGAGUACAUAAUAGCACCUGUAAUUAACCCCUUAAGGACGGAGCCAAAUGUACACGUUGUGAACGAAACAAAAUGUAAACAAAACCUGGCAUUUGCGCUACAUGUCUGUCCAACCGUAAUUCACUUCUUUCAUAGUAAAUGCACCCACCCUUAUUAUAUAUCAUUUUAUUCAGGGGAAACAGGGCUUUCAUUUAAUAUCAAAUAUCUAGCUGUGAAACAUAAUUUAAUAUGAAAAGAAUUGGAGAAAAUAAGAUUUUUUUUAAUAUUUUUAGUUCUACAUGACAUUUUAACUGUCAAUGUCUUAAUACUGUUUGCUUUUACUGCAAUAAAAUACACAUAUUUGUAUUCAGCAAAGUCUUACGUGUAAAACAGUACCCCCUAUGUACAGGUUUUAUGGCGUUUUGGGAAGUUACAGGGUCAAAUAUAGCACGUUACAUUUGAAAUUGAAAUUCGCCAGAUUGGUUACGUUGCCUUUGGGACUUUAUAGUAGCCCAGGAAUUAAAUUUACACCCAUAAUGGCAUACCAUUUGCAAUAGUAGACAACCCAAGGUAUUGCAAAUGGGGUAUGUCCAGUCUUUUUUAGUAGCCAUUUGGUCACAAACACUGGCCAAAGUUAGCGUUAGUAUUUGUUUGUGUGAAAAAUGCAAAAACCGCCAAUUUUGGCCAGUGUUUGUGACUAAGUGGCUACUAAAAAAGACUGGACAUACCCCGUUUGCAAUACCUUGGGUUGUCUACUAUUGCAAAUGGUAUGCCAUCAUAGGGGUAAUUUUCAUUCUUGGGCUACCAUAGGGUCUCAAAGGCACCGUAACCAAUCUGGCGAAUUUUAAUGUGAAAAAAAUGAAACGCAAGCCUUAUAUUUGACGCUGUAACUUUUGAAAACAUCAUAAAACCUGUACAUGAGGGGUACUGUUGUACUCGGGAGACUUCGCUGAAUACAAAUAUUUGUGUUUCAAAACAGCAAAAAGUAUCACAGCAAUAAUAUCAUCCGUGUAAGUGCUGUUUGUGCAUGAAAAAGGCAAACAACUGCACUUUUACUGGCGAUAUCUUCGUUGUAAUACAUUUUACUGUUUUGAAACACUAAUAUUUGUGUUCAGCGAAGUCUCCCGAGUAGAACAGUACCCCCCCCAUGUACAGGUUUUAUGGUGUCUUGGAAAGUUAUAGGGUUAAAUAUAGUGCUAGCAAAUUAAAUUUCCUUUUACCCGGCAUGGGUUGUCAGGCAGGUCCCGCUAAUUGUAAUUCAUUAAGAUACCUAAUUAUGUAAAAAUAUUACAUAAAUAUAUAUGUAGAAUUAAUAUAUGUAUAUAUAUACACGUGUGUGAAUCUAUAUGUGUAUAUAUAUAUAAUUUUUUUUAAAUAUUUUUAUUUAUAUAUAGGUAUAUAUAAAAUGAUAUAUACGUAUAUAUUUAUGUAUGUAGAUAUAUAUAUUAUUUCAUUCUACAUGUAUUUUGAUAUAAAUAUAUAUAUAUUAAUAUCACAAUACAGUUAGAACGAAAUAACACAUCUAUAUAUUUUUUUAUAAUUUUUUUUAAAUAAUUUUUUUAAUUUUAUUUUUUAACGUAUUUACAUAUUUAAUUUUUUUAUAUUAUAUAUAAAUAUAUAUAUAAUAAUAAUUAUAUAUAUAUUUAAUCAGUAUCAGUCUACGUGUAAUUUGAUAUAUAUAUAUAUAUAUGUAUAUAUAUAUAUAUAUAAAAUUAUAUAUAUAUAUAUAUAUAUUAAUAGUAAAAUACACCUAGACAGUGUAUGUAUAGGUGUAUAUAUAUACUUAGAUCAUAUAUAUAUGAUAUAUAUAUAUAUAUAUAUGAUCUAAGUAUAUAUAUAUAUAUAUAUACUUAGAUCAUAUAUAUAUGAUAUAUAUAUAUAUAUAUUUUAUUUUUUUUAUUUUUUUAUACACUUAAUUAAUUUAUUUUAUUUUUAUUUUCAGCCAGCAGGGGGACCACCUGUCAUUACAGGCAGCCCCCCUGCUGGCAAUACAGCAGGCAGCCUACCCGGCCAUGUGAUUGUGAGGUCCUCGCAAGGACCUCACUCUCACAUGGCCGGGGGGGCUUCCAGGGGGUCGGACGUGCCGCGGGGGCUCCCUGGGAGUCCCCCCCACCGCGAUCGCCGGCGUGGGACCACCGGCGACCGGGUAAGUAAAGAAAGACCGGAGGGCAUACAAUUACGCCCGGCGGCGUUUAGAGCCGCUUAAAAUAGGGUGUAAUUGUACGCCCUCCGGUCUUAAGGGGUUAACAAUUCUUUUCAGGUGAGGUAAAUUAGGAUUGAUACUCUGGAACUGGACUUCCCAUCUGUAGGUUCCAAGCAACUUUCAAAAUGUGGAGUGGAGCACUGGCCCACCCUACUCUCCAAGUGCUCCACCCCAGGGCCCAAAUAUACACAUAUUUAAAGUGCAAUAUUCAUUUUAACAUAACACAUUUCCCUGGGGCUAAUUAGACAAAGUAAAAAACCUUGCAAAAUCUGGGGAGAUAUAUAGAUUCCCUCCAGCACAAUUCCUUGCUUUCGGUCAGAACACCAAUGAAUACAUGCAUGAAAAAAUAUUUACUUUCUCCCUAAACCAACAGAAUACACAUUAUCCAUGUGAUGAAAGUUAACCGGUGUUAUAUACAUCUUAUAAUCAGAAACUUAUUUUAGCCUAUGUCAACCAGGGAGGAAGCAGAGACAGAAUGGCAAAAUUCCAGAUUUUUCUUUUUAUUCAGCGGGGACUGGCCAAAGAAGGGCUACUCCAACAAGCCACAUCACUAGAGAAGCAUUGGACAGUUUUCAAUAUACAAAGUGUCAGCGCUUCAAGUAGUCUUACAUUUACUUCUUCAAAAAGGGAAAAGUAUGACAAAAUAUUAUUGUAGGUAUAGUCUUAAUUCACCUCCACAGUGGUGAAUAUACAUUGACCAAAUAGGUAAAUAUAUUUCUGGUAUUAUGAUCAGAAAUAAAAUGGUGUCGAGAAUCCACAGUUAAGUAUUGCAGUAAUGUCUUUGCAAGAAUUACUUCAAGUGAGAUAAAAAUCAGAGUUUAUUUAUCAAGUAGUUAAAAAGAAAAAUCCUUGUGAAUAAAGAUUGAAAUAACAAAAGUGGUAUAAAAUAUAAUGAUAACCACUAGUAAGUCCAGUACAUGCAGUUAAGCAGUGAGUGGGUGAAAAAGUUUUACUCUUCCGUUGGAGCAACUGGAACAGUGUGAAAUCCUUUCUUUAAGCCGCCAAAGUUGGGGUAGAAUCGGAGCAGAACCGGAGGGACGCCGUUGCCUCAAACCGCUAGAAAUGUACUGCUGCUACCGGAGAGAAACAGAUGAAUGGAAGCUUGAUCCUCAGCUCAUCAACGCGUUUCACCCGUGCUUGGCGGGCUUUUUCAAGAUAGUGAGGAGUCCUAUCAUAGUAUAUAUACCCUGGAGAAUUAUGCUGCCUGUCUGGAUUACUUAAAGGCACAUGCAUCCUUCUGUGGCAGGACUUUUCAUGUGUAAGCCAUCACUUCACCUAAAUUAGAUAGUGCAUCUAUAGAUUCAAGAGUGCAUACAUCAAUAUAAGUUAUUUGUAUAUAUACAUACAGUUGCAAGAAAAAGUAUGUGAACCCUUUGGAUUGAUAUGGAUUUCUACACAAAUUAGUCAUAAAAUGUGAUCUGAUCAUCAUCUAAGUCACAACAACAGACAAUUCAAUAAAAACAUGGCAACAUUUCAUUCUUUGUGUGUUAUUAGUUUAAGCAGACUGUGAUUGUCUAUUGUUGUGACUUAGAUAAUGAUCAGAUCCCAUUUUAUGACCAAUUUGUGCAGAAAUCCAUAUCAUUCCAAAGCGUUCACAUACUUUUUCUUGCAACUAUAUAUAUAUAUAUAUGUGUUUGUGUAUGUAUAAAGUGUGUGUAUACAUGCAUACAUGUGUGUAUAUGUGAAUAGGUGUAUGUGUACAUAUACAAGGGUCACAUUUAUACAUGUGUAUGUACAUGUAUUGGUGCUUGUGUGUGGAUGUAUGUAUAGGUGUGCAUGUACAUAUAUUUGUGCAUUUGGUUGCAUUUAAAUGUAUAUUGUUGUAUGUACUUGUGUAUAUUGUGUAUGUACUUGUGUAUACUUGUACAUAUACACUUCUUGUGUAGAUGUAUAUGUACAUGUGUGUGAGUCUGUGUAUGCUGGAUAUAGGCCAUCAGGCAUAUCCUGUAACUCUUGGAUGGGAAUUUCUGCAUUCUUAAUAUAAGUAAUUAUUUUUUUACUCUCUCCUUCUAGCACCAUCUUCUGUACUGUUUGCUUGUUUUUUUUCCCUUUCUUCCCCCUCACUCUGAUCUUCACACAAGAUAUUUAUGACCCUCUUUGAGAAUGAUGUCUAUUUUCUAUUAAACCUGUGUCUUAUCUGCACUUAUGUCGCUUUAACCCCUGUAUCACAACUCAACUUUAAAUUCUAUGUGUCGUCUUGCUCAGAAAUGCUGUAGACUUGCGAAAGGGAGGUUCUCCCGAAAGCUUGUCAUUAAAAUAAGCUGAUUUCUAUGGAUAUUGUGGGUCCCAUUUAGUGUGUUUAUUAUUCUCCUCAUUUUUCCUCCUUUCCUCUUAAUUUUUUCACUAGAGAGACUGAGGAUAUCUGUGGAUAUUUGUAUUAUUAAGUAUAUUUUGUGGGUUUUGUUUUUUCUGUUGGCUUUUACAUGAAGACUGGUGCCCUAAAUAUCAACUUUACUUUUUUGUUUUAUUGUUAUUUAUAUGUAAUCCACUUGAUUAUUAUCAGAUUUUUAUGUGUCAUCUAAUUUUAUCACAUGGCAGAACGCUUCAUAUUUGCUUAAGUCUCUCUUACUACAACUAAUAGCAGCAACUAAUCAGAAACAAACAGAGCAAUAAGUCUUCCCUCCCCUUUUAACACUUCCUCUUUCUUUGCUGCUCCUCACCAGCACAGGUCAGAGUACCACUGUGGGUUGCUGUGGGUUUGUGAUUUACUUGCAGUUUAUGAUGAAUGUUUUGCUUGUCACUUUGUAUACCUUGUAGUUUCCUUUGCCUAGCUUAUAUACAUAUCUGUUGUUUUAUUAUUUUCCUUAUUUUUCUGUUUUCCUCUGACAGGCAUUUGGGGCUUACUGCAUUCUUUUGUCAUUUGUUUGUAAACUUGUGUUUCUUCUGCUGCUCUGGUCCAUGUAAGGCUCCCUCGGGCUGCCUUCCCUGGCCUUCCUGAGCCAUAGGACCGCGGUGAAUGUCUCUGCCGGUUGCACAAGCGCUAGCAGCGGCCAUCUUUGAUCUCGCGGCAAUAGCGCAAGAUCCUGGCAGCCAUCUUAACGGUUUGCCGCGCAUGGCUCUCCCGAGGCCAGGGCCUGUCCACUUCUAAAUAUUUGUAUAAUUGCGGUUUGCAGGCACCCCGGGGGGAGAGUGGGGAAAUCCCACCUGAUACAUUGUUAUUUGUUUCCUUCAUAGUCCGACACGCUCAGGGUGCAGAAGGGGAAGGUUGUGCUUUACUGCCUCUCAUAUCAGACCACUCACAUAGAAACAUAGAAACAUAGAAUGUGACGGCAGAUAAGAACCAUUCGGCCCAUCUAGUCUGCCCAAUUUUCUAAAUACUUUCAUUAGUCCCUGGUCUUAUCUUAUAGUUAGGAUAGCCUUAUGCCUAUCCCACGCAUGCUUAAACUCCUUUACUGUCAGAGGGCUGUCCUCCUGUUUUAUUUGCAGUCUGCCCCACAUGGUUAGUGGCUUGGCCCCAGUAAAUAAAUAACUUCUCUAUCCAUUCUAUACUUAGACACUGCUGGUGUCCUUGAGGCUAUAUCUAUAUCUAUUGUUUGCCAUUAUAGAGGGUGAACCCUCUAUAAUGGCAUUUGACUCCUUACUGGGUUUGUUCCCUUCCAAGGGUGACCCCUAUUUACAACUAUAUGCCCCACUGCCCUGUGGCUCCUUAACGCAUUGCUGAGGGGUGAGCCCCCUACUUACACCAAGAGGUGCCUAACAUAACGUUGAUUACUGCGCAUCUAUGAUUGGUGCAUUGACUAGCUGUCGUACUAUACAGGGCCUAAUACUGGCCCGCUUUGUCUGUACCCACUCCUACCCCAUAAGGUACAUUCCCUGGGGCUACCACCCAGUUCUAUUACGUAUCUUGGGGCCGCUGGCCAGGAUAUUAUUGUUGGGUGACAAUGCUAUUUCUCAGGGCACCACCCUGGAUCUGUCCUCCAUACGGUAUUGGGCAUUGUGCUCCAUCUGCCUGCUGGGCAACUCUAACGUGGCACUUUGCACAGAGCGGCAAAGAAUUAGGGCCAUCAGCAAACGGCCUGCUAUUUGGAGAACCAUUCAUCAUGGAACUCCACAAGCACUCCAAUCUAUAUGCAACCCUCAACAAGGCUCAGUCCUCUAUGAGGAGGGUAUUCCACAUGACAACCCCACAGGUUUUUGGCAGGGCUGGCAGACAACGGGGUCGUGUCGUCAGCUGAUUCUGGUCGUCAGGCCAUCGAAGGUCCCAUGCAUCCUCCUUCUCCCCCAACUACUCAACCAGAUCCUUCCACACGCAGAGAUCGGAACAUGGUUGAGGGAGCCGCGCCCACGGCAGAGCCAGAAUGCCCACAGGUGAGCAGUGUUAUUAUUUGCCAUUCAAAACUGUUACAUGCUGGCAGACUGUCUCACUGUCUUGACAGGUUUAAACUCUGUCUUCAGACGCCUAGAUUCUUCAGACAGUCCAGGGUUAUGUGAUUGAGUUUCAUACGCCCUCACGGCAAGACUCGUUACUGCCGACGCUAAUCUCAUUCUACCUGGUAUACGCCGAGAUCCAAGCGCUCUUCGAGAAAGGUGUGGUACAAUGGGCCCAGGAUGACAGCAGUUUCAACAGCUCCAUCUUCCUCGUCAGGAAGAAAUUGGGAGACUUCCGCCCCGUCAAAAACCUAUGACGCUUAAAUGAUUUCGUUGUAUACUGGCACUUCAAGAUGGAGGGCAUCCAUCUACUCCAUGACCUCUUCUACCCAGGAGAUAGGUUCACCAGCGUAGACUUGAAGGAUGUGUACCUAUCCAUACCGGUGGAUCCUGUCAGCCGCCAUUUCCUCCAUUUCUACUGGAAAGGUUGUCCUUGCAUAUUUACGUGCCUCCCUUUCGGCCUCAGCUCUGCCCUAUGGUGUUUUACCAAACUGCUAAAGCCAGUGACCGCCCAUCUACGCUCCAGGGGUGUAGAAUGCCUCAUUUACCUGGAUGACUUGCUGAUGUUUUGCGAAGAGGCCUCCAGGCUUAGAUCUCAGAUGCACUUGGCAAUCUCCUUUAUCGAAUCCCUGUGCUUCAUGGUAAACCUGGAGAAGUCGGCCCUCACCCCGUCUAACAUUGUGCAGUUCUUGGGGUUCGAAGUAGACAAUGAAUGUGUCCUAUGCCUCCCGCAGCCCAAGAUCUCCGCGAUCCGGAAGGAACUUCAGAGAAUCCUACGUCUCAACCGGAUUCCCCUCCGCAUGCUUGCACGGGUAGUAGGUCUCCUAUAAACGUCUAUUCAGGCUAUCUACCCGGGUCCCCUACACUAUCGGGCCAUGCAAUGCCUGAAGGCCCAGUCCCUGCAUAUGAGACGGCCAUACGACAAGCUGAUUCCACUCACCCCAGAAGUCAAGUUUGAACUCAGGUGGUGGUUGCUCCACUAGACAGCAUGGAAUGGUAAAGCUAUAUUCGGCCCGACACUGGACUUUGUCAUGAAGUCAGACGUGAAUCUCUGGGGAUGGGGAGCCACCUGUCCGACAGCUUCCACCGGGGCUCGUGGACAAUAGCGGAAACCGUUUAUCACAUCAAUUGCCUGAAAUUGACUGAUUGCAGGCUCAUUCACGCUUCUCAGCCUGGCGAGCCAUCUCUUGGAUUUCUGCAUACUUCUGAGGAUGGACAACGUCUCGGUGGUACAAUACAUCAACCGUCUGGGGGUUAUGCCGGUCUCCUCCACUACCUUGGCACACUGGAUCAGAUGGCUGUUAUCUCUGACAGGUGUGGAUUCCUCAUUUGGAGCACAGAGAGGCUGCGGCAUCUGGAGUCUUGAUGGCAGGUGCUUCCUUACAGGAUAUUCUACAUUCGGCAGAUUGGUUUCGGGAAGACACUUUCCACCGGUUUUAUUUUCGUCCUUCUACCCAUGCUGCGUUCGCCUUGCUGACAGUGUUAAAACAGCAAAUAUGAAGCCUCCUGUCAUGUGAUAAAAAUGUGCUAACUUUAGUGUACCUAUAAUCUUAAUUGUAUUAAUGACAGGAGGCAAAUAUUUCCCUCCCUUUAGUAUCCCAACCCCUUUUGAUUAUUGUAUGUUUCCUGGUAAGCUGAGGUGGGUAUUUGUUAAGGUAUACUCUCACCGUUCAUCUUUGUUUGCUUCUCUUGCUUACAUUUUUAAUUCAAAUGAGUUGUAAGGGGGUUGACUUCGUACUUUGUAUCUGAGGGUGACAUGUCUUUUCUGAGUACAUUUCCUCAACUAAUCUGUGGUUUUGAUUCUGUUUUUUCUCGUUUCAGUAUAAAGUUUGUUUAUGGUGCCAUAUUUGAUGGAUUCCUAAGUUUCAAGGGGAUCAUCUAGAUUCUAGGUUAUCUUAUUCUAUUGGGUUAAAGUUCAUCGUUGUUACUGUUUCCGAUUUUGGUCGCAGCUCGAAAGAGAAAGUGUUAGAAGGGGAGGGGAGACUUAUUGUUUGUUUGUUUCUGAAUGGUUGAUUUCUCUCUGUGAAAAAGUAGUGCUGUGAGUUGUAGUAAAGAUAGACUUAACCCCCUUAAGGACCAAACUUCUGGAAUAAAAGGGAAUCAUGACAUGUCACACAUGUCAUGUGUCCUUAAGGGCUUAAACAAAUAUUCACCUCCUGUCAUGGGGACAGUGACAAUGAAAUUAAGAUUAUAGGUAUACUAAAGUUAGCAAAUUCUGCAAUUUCAAUUGCACUUUUUGCCUAACCAACCAGUUUUAUGUGGUAUUAGAUACUUUGUUUCUCUUGCUAUUUUUUUUUUAAAUAGUAUUUUUUACUUGUUCUGGUAUCUGAUUAGGUAUUUUUAUGCUACUCUCCUUAUUUAUGUUUUAUGUAUUGACUUUACCUCAGUGAAUCACCCUAUGUUUCUUUUUGGUGAGUGGCAUUAUAACAGCAUCUCCUAGAGUCCUUUAUUAUUUAUUAAUCAAACCUUUUCAAUAUUUUUAGGAUAUAUAAAUAUAUUUGAUAGAUUUCUGUACUCUUCUUUUUCAUCCCAUCUUGCUGGUGUGUUACUAUUCUUUAUGUUUUGUUGUGUAUGUAUUUAUGUGAGUGUGUGAUCUUAUGUCUGUUUGCAUGGGACUUUGCGUUACUGUGUGUAUGCAUGUAUGUAACUUUCAUAGGCGUGCGCAGCCUAUUGCAUUAGGGUGUGCACCCUAAAGCACAAGCACACGCCGCAUAUAUAUAUGUAUGUAUGUAUGUAUAUAUAUAUAUAUACAUACACAUAUAUACACACAUACACACACUGGUUUGUGUGUGUGUGUGCUGUGUGAGGGUGCUGUUAGUGUGAUGUGUGUGUGUGACGGUGCUGAUAGUGUGCUAUGUGGGUAAGGGUGUUUGUGUGUGCGUGCUUGUGAGGAUGCUGUUAAUGUACUGUGUGUGAGGCUGCUGUUUGUGUGUGUGUGUGCGCUUGUGAGGGUGCUGUUAAUGUACUGUGUGUGAGUGUGCUGUUUGUGUGUGAGGGUACUGGUAGUGUGCUGUGUGUGUGUGAGGGUGCUGUUUGUGUACUGUGUGUGAGGGUGCUGUGUGUGUUUGUGAGGGUGCUGUAUGUGUGUUGGUGCUGUCUAUGUCUGUGGGUGCUGUUUAUGUCUGUGGGUGCUGUGCCUGUGGGUGCUGUGUCUGUGGGUGCUGUGUCUGUGGGUGCUGUGUCUGUGGGUGCUGAAUGUCUGUGGGUGCUGAAUGUCUGUGGGUGCUGAAUGUCUGUGGGUGCUGAAUGUCUGUGGGUGCUGUAUGUAUGUGGGUGCUGUAUGUAUGUGGGUGCUGUGUAUGUCUGUGGGUGCUGUGUAUGUCUGUGGGUGCUGUGUAUGUCUGUGGGUGCUGUGUAUGUCUGUGGGUGCUGUAUGUGUGUGGGUGCAGUAUGUGUGUGUGUGCUGUAUGUCUGUGGGUGCUGUAUGUCUGUGGGUGCUGAAUGUGUGUGGGUGCUGAAUGUGUGUGGGUGCUGUAUGUCUGUGGGUGCCGAAUUUGUGUGGGUGCUGUAUGUCUGUGGGUGCUGUAUGUCUGUGGGUGCUGUGUAUGUCUGUGGGUGCUGUAUGUGUGUGGGUGCUGUGUAUGUCUGUGGGUGCUGAAUGUGUGUGGGUGCUGUGUAUGUCUGUGGGUGUUGUAUGUGUGUGUGCUGUAUGUGUGUGUGGGUGUUGUAUGUAUGUGUGUGUUGUAUGUGUGUGGGGUGUGAUUGUGGGGGUGGAGGUGGGGGUACAUUACUUGCUAUCCCCCCUCCCUUCUUACCUUUUGUAGGGAGGGGGGAUCCUUGUUGCUGCUGAUUCCAUCCCUGGUGGUCCAGUGGAGAGUGAACUCUAGCCCCUGUGGGGCUAGAGUUCACUCUCGCGAGAUUUGAGCGUUGCCGUGGCAAUGCUUAUAUCUCGCGAGAGGAACCCGGCGGAGCUGCCGGCAAUUGCUCCGCAGAUCCUCUCCUGCCUCCUGCCUCCCUCCCUGCGUGUGGGUCAGUGGGGAGGGAGGCGCUCGGAUAGCCCUGGCUCUGCAUGAGCCCUGGCUCAGCAGGUCUCAAUUUACAUAGGCAUGCUGCUGGGAUUAGGGUGUGCCCAGGCACACCCGGCACACCCCGUGCGCACGCCUAUGGUAACUUUAUGAUAGCAUGUCAAUCAGGGCCGGACUGGGAAAAAAAUUAGGCCCGGGCAUUUUUCAAUCAGAGCGGCCCCCUAAGAAGAGGGCGGGGCCAGAGUGUGUGUGUUUUGUCAUCACUAAUGACAACACGCCCCCUCUCAAAGUGAGCAUGUUGGUUCAAUGCCCAGAGCCCUGCUGAAGAGCUCUGGCAUUAGAAAAAGGCCCUGAAUUUGUUCUGCGCAGCGCAAGCAAAUGUAAUAACAUGCUUGUGCUGUGUUUGCUUUUAAAUUGUCUCUGGUGUUUCCACAAGUGGGAUACCAGAGGACAAAAGGGCCAGGAAAGUGCAUGGUGCAUAUGUUUGGAGCCUGCUUGUGGGAUUGCAUGGGUGUAGAGAGUGGUGUGGUAUUGUAUAAAUAGGUCAAUUUAAUUUGUGUUUGUGGUGUAAUAUGUGUGGCUAGGGGCUGUAGAGAGUGUGUGUAUAGGGGGUAUAGUUUUAUAGGGGAUGCAGCGAGUGUGUGCAUACGGGCUGAAGUGUGUGUGUAUAGGUGACGUAGUGUGUGUAGGGGUUGCAGAGAGGGUGUGUUUAGAGAAUGUUGUAUGUGUUUGCUGACAAGGAAUGUAGUGUGUGUGUAGGAGAUCUACUGUGUAAAGGACCCAGUGUGUGUGUGUGUGUGUGUAUAGAGUGCAUAUAGAGUAAGGGAUCUAGUGUGUAUCUGGAGCGUAAUGUGUGUAGUGGUGCAGUGUGAGGGGUGCAUGUAUAUAUAUAUUUGGACUUAUUGUAUGUGUGAGGGGCGCAGUGUGUGUAUGUAAGAGGGGUGCUGUGUGUGAGGGUGGUUUUAUCUGCUGUCACAUUCUAGGUUUCUAAUUUUCUUUGUCUGUUAACUCACUGAGGGUUAUUUUAUAUAUAUAUAUAUAUAUAUAUAUAUAUAUAUAUAUAUAUGUGUGUGUGCUGUAUGUGUGUCUCUGUGGGUGGGGGGCGCUGUGUGUGUCUGGGGGUGCUGUGUGUGUCUGGGGGUGCAGUGUGUGUAGUGUGUGCGCUGUGUGUGGGGGUGCUGUGUGUGUCUGGGGUGCUGUGUGUGUGUGUGUUUUGGGGGUGCUGUGUGUGUCUGGGGGCUGUGUGGGGGCUGUCUCUGUCUGGGGGUGCUGUGUGUGUCUGGGGGUGCUGUGUGUGUCUGGGGGCUGUGUGCUGUGCUGUGUCUGGGGGCUGUGUCUGGGGGGUGCUGUGGGGUACUGUGUGUGUCAGUGAAUGUAUUUUUUUAUUUAAAUUUAAAUAUAUAUUUUUUUAAUAAUAAAAAAAAUAAAAUAAAAUAAAAUUAUCCCCCCCCCUCCCUUCUUACCUUUAUCCUGGGAGGGGGGGGAGCCGUGCCGUUCUGCCUGGGGGGUGGGGAGCCGUUCUGCCAUCCUUCCCUGGUGGUCCAGUGGUGAGAGUGAACUCUAGCCUGCAGGUUAGAGUUCACUCUCGCGAGAUCUGAGCGUUGCUGUGGUAACCGCGGCAACGCUCAGAAUCCCGCGAGAGGACCCGGCGGAGCUGCUUGUUAGAGCUCCGCCGGGUCCUCUCUCCUCCCUCCCUCCCCAGCCGGCGGCCGCAUUUCCAUGCCUCUGGGCUGGUGAGGGAGAUCUUUGAUCUCCCCACCGGCCCACGGAGGCACACAGCAGGGCCGGCACUCGGAUAGCGCUGGCCCUGCAGGGGCCGGCCGGGGAGAUCCUGUAAUCUCCCUGCCGGCCUCGGCCCCACGGCCAUCGCGGCCCACCGGGCAUUUGCCCAGUAUGCCCGAUGGCCAGUCCGGGCCUGAUGUCAAUCCAUGUAUGCAUGUGACUCUGUGUAUGACUGUGUCUAGGAAUGAUUGUGACUCUAUGUGUGAUUGUGUGUCUAUGUAUGUAGGUGACUGAUUUCUUGAUUGUUUGUCUAUAUACACAUGUGAAUGUGCAUGAAUAGAAGUGUGUGUCUAUGUUCGUGUUUGUGUGUGCCAUUUUUUGUUUGUGAAUGUUUGUGACUGUGUGUGUAUGUUUGUAUGAAUGAAUGAACGAUAGUGUAUCUAUGUGUAUUGCUAGUAAUUUAUAUUUGUGUAUGUGAAGACAGUAAGUAUAUGUGGAGUAUAUGCAUUGACUGGUCUAUAGUGGCCAAAACGUAAAUACAUAGUACUUGUAACACUGUUCCUGCAGAACCACACAAAGUGAAAAAUUAGAAGCUGUCUGCCCAGGGCCGGCGCGUCCUACAGACGACUUAGGCAGUUGCCUAGGGUGCACUGGUCUGGGGGGUGCCAGAUUUUAGUGACCGGUCAGAAGGGCAGUGCUCCCUCCUACCCGUCACUUAGUGUAGCGUGGCUCACUGAGCGAGCACUUCCUUUCAGUCCGGCCUGGUACAGGAAACAGAAGCUCCUGUACUGUGGUCCACACCACCUGGCCAAGCUACAGAGAUAGGUAGGAGGCAGGCACAACAGGGAGGGAGGACCACGAAGAGGAGGGGAAGGACCACGAAGAGGAGGGGGAGGACCACUAAGGCGUUGGGGGAGAGGGAUGACCACUAAGGUGUUUGGGGGGAAGACCACUAAGAGGUAAGGGGGGAGAACAACUAUUUAGGAGGGUCCUUGGCAUGUUGAUCCUGUCUGGGAAGCCGGUUGUAACCUGUAAAGAAAAACUGAAUAUAUAUAUAUAUUUAUAUAUAUGAAGAAAACACAAACAACUUUAAUUGAAUUGCUUUCCAAAACCUAAGUUUUAUUUUAAUUUACAGGUUAGUUAUUUUAUUCCCCCCUCACUAUUUUUAGGGUGAGGGGGAUAGGUAGGGGAGAACUCAGGGGUGGGGGCCAGGGGGGAGGACAGUAGGUCCCCCCCAUUGUUAUUUAGGGCCCCCACCCACCGCUCAGGGGUGAGGGCCAGGGGGGAGGACAGUAGGUCCCCCCUCAAUGUUAUGUAGGGCCCCCACCCGCUGCGCUGGGGUGGGGGCCAGAGAGGAGGACAGUAGGUCCCCCCUCAUUCCUAUGUAGGGCCCCUACCCGCCGCGCAGGGUGGGGACUGGGGGGGAGGACAGUAGGUCUCCCCCUCAUUCUUAUUUAGGGCCCCCACCCGCCGUGCAGGGUGGAGGCCGGGGUGGAGGACAGUAGGUACCCCCUCAUUCUUAUGUAGGGUCCUCACCCGCUGUGCAGGGGAAGGGGGGAGGACAGUAGGUCCCCCCCCCAUUGUUCUGUAGGGCCCCCACCUGCCAUGCAGGGGUGGGGGCCAGGGGGGAGGACAGUAGGUCCCCCCUCUCAUUCUUAUUUAGGGCCACCACCCACCUUGCAGGGGUGGGGGCCAGGGGAGAGGACAGUAGGUCCCCCCCUCAUUGUUAUUUAGGGCCCCUACCCACCACUCAGGGGUGGGGGCCAGGGGGGAGGACAAUAGGUCCCCCCCCCUAUUUUACUUUAGGGCCGUUCAGGGGUGGGGGCCAAUGGGUUUUUAUUUAUUUUUAAAAAGGGGCAUGUCUAGUAAACUGGCUGCUCACUGUUUACUAGACAUGCCCCUACUCGCUGAAUAUACUAAUACUAAGUAAUCUUUACUUAGUAUUAGUAAAUGUGGCUGAAAGACCAAUUUAGGUAUAUAGCUCCCUAAUACCGUGCCGCCACAAUGAAUAGGAUCAGAGUUUUAUUCAUUCAAAUGAAAUUGCGAUACAAAGAAAGUCCCGAAUUGCGUUCUAACAUGAAUGGAGAAACUGUUCUCAUUCUGUUAGGACGCAAUUCGGCAGCUUUGUCAAACGCUUGUUGAUUAGCUAUCCUGCAGCUGUUCAAAACGCGCCAUUAAAUCACCGAACACCGAACUCGAACUGUUACUGAAAUGUCCGGGUUCGCGUUCGGGGUCAAAAAAUCUUAAUGUUCGGUACGAACCCGAACUUUACAGUUCGGGUUCGCUCAACUCUAAUUGCAACGCCAAUGUCGCUGGACCUGUUGGCUAAGUCCUUCCAUGUGGGUCUUGGUGGUCUGUAGCUGAUCAUCUCAAGCUCUUUCCCUCUCCUCCACUCAUUUGAGCUUCUGUUGGAUAGUUACUAGCUUUUGUUGGGUCUCCUGGAGGUCAGUCUUAUAAACUUUGCGCAUAUGUACGAGCAGCCAUUUUAUAUGCCCCUUCACUGAGCGAGAUGAGUCAUCAUCAGUAUCUGCCUACCGGUAAGCUAAACUCUGUUGGGGUGAGGCAAGUAGCUCCUUAUCCUCCAAGUAUUCAUCUGAGGCUUCCUUGUGGCAGGCACUAUCUUUGGAGGCGCCAGCGAUGUAGGCAGCUCGAAAGGGAGUCUAAUAUCUUGCAGUUUAGAAGGACUUGGUGGGUAAAACCUAUGGUGCUUGCACUCCUUUAUAUCUCUUGGGGGGUGAGAUUGUGUAGAGACUUCCAUGGAUUAUGAGAUCUAUAUAUAAUUGAUAUAAUCUCGGAGUAUAUGCAGAGCUUCACUAGAAGACAUCUUAGUCCCCAGACUCCUCUUUUUGACAAACUGAUUUGAGUAAUCUGCCAUAUCUAAUCAAGUGUGGGGAAAGGAAUGCCAAACCACCCAAACUAUCAAUGGUCUAGUGGUAUGGUAGUCAACAAAUUUCCAAAGGGUGUCACAAAAGUAAAACAAUGGGUCUUUGGGAAAUACACUUUGAGAAAAUUGUACAUUUUAAAGGCUAUAAACCCCGGCAUAAAUGAAAUGAAACUGAAGUUUUGUAAGAGAGCAGUGUGGGAGCACUUGUAGAAGUGAAGCAUGAGAUGAGCUGAAUCCAAAAUAUUGGUGGUAGAGCAGUUAGUUAAAGUUUGUGUUAGACUGAGAAGAAACUAGCACAAUGUAAAAAAAGGACAGUGCAAGGUAUAAUUAUCUGGAUAUUAAGUAAGGACAAGGAAAGGCAGCCAAUUAAAAGAUGGACUGAAUUAUAACAAUACUAAAAAUGGAAUACAACUGCAGCAAAAAUAAAGAACAUUAAAGCAUUUAACAACAUUUUCCUAGUUGAUCAACAGAUUUUUUAUGAAAAUAAAAAAUAACUAGGGUGGGCAUGUAUCAUCUUUUUGUAAUCUGUUAAAAAAAACAACAAGAUGAUCACAACAAGCUGGUCUGGGGUAAUAACAGUGUCAGAUAAACUGACAUUAUUAAAGCUAAGUCUAGGGUUUGACCGGAACUUCCAUUCCAUUUAAAGACCAUUUUUAUACCUGUGCUGCACAAGUUCAUAUUAAUUCCCCAAAGAGAGCUAUACUGGAAAGAUUCCUUUUCUAAUUAUCAAUGUACAAAUGUUUUUCCUUCUGCAUAGAAAUACUUUCUCAGAACUGUUUAUGACUAUUCUAUCACCAUAUAACUAUAUCUUCCUCUGUUUUAAUAUGCCCAUCUAUAUCAUUCUACUGUGUUUUUACUGCUCAGUUCUUUUACAUUAUGUGUUUCUGGUAUGUUUGCUGACUUGUUAAGUGUUUUUCUAAAAAUAAAUAAAGAAUGAAUUGCGUUUGGUAAGAAUUAAAUUUUUCUCAAUGUACCUGUCAACGCAAUAGCAUAAAUAAAAGUAAAAUAAUAAAUAUGCAUCUGUAUUAUUCCACUUUGUUCUUGCUGUUAAUAAUAAAGACUAGUAUUAAUUGUGUCAUGUAAUAAUUAAAAUCAUUUAAACUAAUUUAAAAUGAAACAUGUUAACAUCUAUAAAGCAAAUUUGAACCUCAUUAUACGAGACACACAUCAUGUUUAUAUGCAUAGUUAAUGUCAGGCAAAACAUAUUAACCCUUCCACUACCAAAAAAAAUGUACAAAUGUUUGUGAAAGAUGUGCCACUGUAUCCCAACAUGGUAUAAAUACAAAUGGCACCUGUAGCGGUGCUCCAACACCUAGCUUAGCUAUCUCUGCUAUUCCUUCCUCGAAGCUGAAAGAAGCAGUAUAAUAAUCCAAGACACUUUCCCACCAGCAACUAGACGAAACAUAGUUCUGGGAGUUCUAGGCAGGACAAAACUCAAGCGCCCCCUUCAUCCCCUAGCCACCCCACCCUUCCCCCCUGCCCCGCCUUCUAAAUACACACACAUUCACUGACAGAUACGGAUACAUUAGCUAACAGACAUACACACACACUGACACACACACUCACACUAACAGACAUACACUCACUCACUAACAGACACACACACUAACAGACCAACACACACACACUAACAGACACACACUCACUCACUAAUUAGUGUACAGACACACACUCACACACUGAGAUUGUGGAUUUGGGGUUUUCAUGAGCUGUAAGCCAUAAUCAUCGCACUUAUGACAAAUCACGGCUUGAACUAUCUUGCUUUGCAUGUCAUGCGUCUAUCUCAUAUAUUAGUUUCCCCUUUUACGUUGCAUUACUGAAAUAAAUGAACUUUUGCACGAUAUUCUAAUUUUUCGAGUAUCACCUGUAUAUGGGGGAAUUAUAGGCUAUGCAAGACAAUUUCAGAAUGCCUCAUAUGAAAAGGUCUGUACAUGUGUUUUAUUAUUCUUCAUGUUCUUAUUCUGUAUUGAUUUUUUUCCUGUUUUUAAAUAAGAAUCAAUGAGUGCUGCAUUAACAUAAGGGCUAAUGAAGAAUGAAUCAGAAUCCUAAUUUGCAUUUUUUGUUUUUAACUUUUUAUAUUUUUCCAGAAUCCAGUUGAAUACAAGAGUGGUAACCACAAAAAAACAAAAACAAAAAAAAAACAAAUAAAGACAAUUGAUAAAAAAAAACGUUGUCACAGUCUUCUACCACCUUCUAGUGCCUUCUAGUGCAGGGCACAUGGCACUAGAAGGUGGUAGAAGACUGUGACCACCUUUGGCUGCCCCAAGGCCAGUUUCCUCAAUGUGCCCAAUAUAUAUAUAUAUAUAUAUAUAUAUAUAUAUAUAUAUAUAUAGAUAGAUAGAUAGAGAGAGAGAGAGAGAGCUUUGCGUAUGUGAUUGGAUGGAUGAAUGUAAGUAGUUUGGCCUAUGACUGUAUGGUUUAUAUGACUAGUUACAUGGUUGGAUGGCAAUAAGUGGAAGGUGGGUGGGUGUAUGUUAUGUGGUUAAGUGUAUGAAUGUGACAGGGUGAGCGGGUAUGACUGGAAGGUGAGAUGGACUAUCUGACUGGGUGGAGAGAGGAAUAUUGUAAUUGGUUGGGUGGCUGAAUGGCAAUGUGUAUGUAGGAGCUUAUUUGUGUGGAAUAUGUGUGCAUAUGAAUGACAGGUGUAUUUAUGUAGAGUACUAGUGUGUGAACAUAGAGGUGUGGUUUAAUAGAGUGCCAGUGUGUGCAUGCAGGAGCAUAUUUGUGAUCAGUGAUCGUAUUUAAAACUUUGUCCUCCAAAUUAACAUCUGUACACUAAUAAAUUGCCCCACAACAAGUCAUGCAUUAUUGCAUGGUCUACUUUGAACAAAUAAAGAGCUUCUUCAGAAUAUACUGAGACAAUCAAAAAGUAAACAUUUCUACCUCAAAGAAGUCAGCAAUACAUGAACUUGCCCCCCCCCCCAUCCUUCACUUUAUUCCACUUCUCCGUUAUCUGGCGUAUCAAUCAUUGUAAUCUAUUGUCCCAGUAGCAUGUCCCUGAAGUCUACUGUGUCCAUGAACAAAGUCCACUGGGUCCAGACUGCCAGGUCCCUUGUGUGUAACCCUCAGCACCAAACACCAACUUCUCAAUAGAGAGUAAUUAUUCAAUUCACUAGUACCAUAGACUAAGGGGUGGGUGCACUUUUUUCAGGUAAGAGGUAUAAGGCUUUAAGCCACAUUUAUUAUGCAUAUAGUCAUUGAUUUUUUUUAUAUAACAGUUCACGGGUAGUUGUGUGGUGUAGUAGCAUAGGCAUCUGUCCCUAAUUAUCUCUCAUGCCUUCUAUUCAUUUAUCUCCCCUUCACAUGUGUUCCUCUCCCCAUCCCCCAUUUAUGCCCCGCUCCCCAUAACUUUCCCUUUCUCCAAUUGUUUCCCUCUUCUCAUUACUCAUUACUUCACUUGUUACCUUCUUCUUUUUCCAUCCCUCUCUUGUUACCCCUUCCUUCCCCCAUUUCUCACUUGUUCCCCUCUUUAUCCCCAUCCCUUAUUUGCUGCAUCGGGUGCCAGGCGAAAAGGGGAAAGAGCUAUUCUCCUUCUUGCCUGAACAUUCCCACUGUACAACCUCUCCUGAAUGCUGCCCAAGGCCAUGGCUUUGGUCGCCUAAUGCGAAAUCCGUCCCUUUGCAUGUGUCAAAUAAAUCACGAGAUGAGUUGGCAGGGAACCUGUAGGUGGGUUCUCCUGCUCACCUUGUAACUCAGUUCUAGACGUAGAUUUCUAUGUUGAGAAUUCAUUGACUGAAAUGGGACAGAUUAUAUAUAUAUAUAUAUAUAUAUAUAUAUAUAUAUAUAUAUAUUGAAUGGGGCCCUUCAGUGAGUCUACUGAAAAUGAGGGAGUUUAUUGAAGUUGAGUGAGACUAUUGAAAACUAAUUAUUGGCUAAAAUAAUGGAGUUAGAGCACCCAUAUCAAGUAGGGCAAGGUAGCCAUUUCAAGUGCCUUUUCAAGGUCUAGGCUAAUAAGGGAAGGAUGAGCCGACUUUAACUCUUCCUAACCUGCCCUUGCCAUAGCUGCCUGUGCAAUCCUGACCCCCAGCACAGCAUAUCAGCUCUGAGCAAAAUCCAGUUAAUAUGAGUAGACACAAUGUCUGGAAGAAAGGACUGAAGUCUGUUGGCUAUAAUUUUGGUAAGUUUGAUGUCUAAGUUAAGGAGGAUGAAGGGUCCCUAUCCGGCUUAGGAAGGGGGACUGUGCGGACUUGAUUCAAGGUGUCUAUUGGGAGACCUUCCAGAUAAGGAGUUGUGAGAAUAGGACAAAUAUGUUUUUUCAAUAGUUUAUAAUAUUUAGCCGUAACAGAUAGCAGAGUUUGAAUCCGGUACUUGGGUUGGCUAUAUGGUCAAGCAAUUUCCCUGAUGUUCCGCCUCACAGAAAGAAGUGUUGCAUUUGAAAGUUGAGUUCGGAUUGUGAAUGGUUAGCAAUAAAUGUGGGUAGCAUAUGCUUCAAUCUAGGUAAUAUUGCCAGAAUGGGGCCUGAGAGAUAUGGUGUGUUCAAGUGUUUGAGGUCAUGAUAUAGGACAUGAAAAUCUUGAAGCCAUUUUUUUAUUUUGGUAGAGGCAGUUUAAGAGAUUGAGUCCCUGCAUGACAAUCUUGGACAUCACCCAGAGCAACUUGGGGUCAGAAGCAUUUUCUAUUUCAUUAUCAAUAAAGUUUGAAAAGACUGUUGAUUAGAUAAGUGUGCUGGGAAAUGCCAAUGUCUUGUGAACUGGGGGGAGGGCAAAGCUGCUACUGUUAGAGUAAUUAGGUUGUGAUCUGAAAUACGAAAAAGUUCAAUCAUGGUUGUGGCAAGAUAGGACAGGAUGGUCAGUUGUCAGGGAUAUGUCCAGUCUGGAAAGAGAAUCAUAUACUGCAGAAUAGAAGGUGCAAUCCCCUUCCCUGCCAUGCAAAAUUCUCCAAGGUUCUUGAAGGUUAUGGGAGGCGGCAAAGUGAAAGAGUUGGUGGUCAUUGUCAGGAGUAGUGGUGGGACCUCUCAGGGAUCUGUCAUUAGAAGGGUCGAGGACAGCCUUAAAGUCAACUCCAGAAAUGUGCAGGUUUUAGCUCUAUUUGAGACAAUAACAAGAAGAGCUUUGCAUAAUAUGGAGCAGCCGUAGAAUGCAAUAACAGACAUCAUCAAUAGUUAGACAAUAGGAUGUACUGGCCUUCUUGGUCGAUCUCACAGCUAUGUAGCACAUGGUGCAGAGCAGUAUAAAAAUAAAUCGUCACUCCCUAAGCUGUCUGAAGUGAAAAAUUCCUGUGAAAAAAAGCUGGGCAAAUAAUGAAACACCCUCAGCAACAUGAGGGUUUAUUAUGUAGUGGCUGGUCACCGCUUGCUAGCCAGCUGCCACAUGAAAAUAGUAAAAAUAAAUAAAUAAAUACAAAUCAAUAGGACUUUCAUAUUGCUAUAAUGGCACCAUAACCACUACAAUAUGAUGUAGUGGUUUUGGUCCUUGAAGUGUUCUUUCACUGUAAAGAACUGCUCUGCUUACAUAGUGCUCAAGCUCUAAGAUAUACAGACAUACAGUUCAACCUUUCUUUUUCUGUUGUCAUCUGUGCUGUAAAUGAAUCAUUUAUAUAUUUCAUUUUAGUUUCUGUUUCUCUUUAUAUUCCCAGGUUCAAUGCUCGCAGUUUGCGUUGGGCCCGAGCCAUGAUAUUUGCAAUUAAUGAAAUAAAUCAACGCAUUGACAUUCUUCCAAGAAUAACGCUAGGAUAUCAGAUUUUUGAUACAUGUUUCACUAUUUCAAAAUCAGUCGAAGGCACACUGUCAUUUCUUACAGGACAAAAUGAAACCCAUCCGAAUUUCCGCUGUAGCGCUGGAGCUCCUCUUGCAGCUGUUAUUGGAGCUGGGGGAUCAGCUUUAUCUAUAGCAACCGCUAGAAUCCUUGGACUUUACUAUUUUCCUCAGGUAAAAGUUUGUUUUAAAAUCUUGAAAACUAAAGUAAGGAACCAAUAAAAAGGAGUGAAGCCAAUUUUAUAGAAACAAGACAUCUUAGCCAAUGAACUCUAUGCAUCUUCCACCAAAGUAUGUCUGAUUUGGCCUAGAUUAUUAAGUAACUAUGUAACCAUGUCAUUGUGUUUGUUGUUACUUCUUAGGUGGGCUACGCUUCUUCCUGUUCUGUCCUCAGUGACAAGUUCCAGUUCCCGUCCUUUACUCGCACAAUACCCAGCGACAUAUACCAGUCCAAAGGCAUUGCUGAACUUGUCACAUAUUUUGGGUGGACCUGGGUGGGAACAAUCGCUGCAGAUGAUGAUUAUGGGAAGUACGGCAUAAAGCUAUUCAAAGAAGAAGUAGAAAAAAAUGGCGUUUGCAUAUCUUUUUCAGAGACACUCCCAAGAAUAUAUAACAAAGAAGCAAUAGAUAAGAUUGUGGGCGAAAUAAGGAAAUCCUCAGCUAACAUCAUCAUUAUCUUUUCCUCUGAUAUAGAUUUGAGUGCAUUAAUGGAUGCAAUAGCAGAAACAAACAUCACAGGCAAAACCUACAUAUCUAGCGAGGCCUGGACAACAUCAGCAUUGAUAGCAAAGCCGAGUAAUUAUAAAUUUCUUUGGGGAACGGUUGGUUUUGCGGUUAGGAAAGCUUUAAUACCAUCUUUUGAAAAUUUCCUCCACGAGCUACACCCAGAAAACAGUACAGAUGACCUAGUGUACGAAUUCUGGGAGGAAGCUUUCAAUUGUACCUGGAGAACAAAUAAAGCAGCAUUUUAUACCAACAUAAGCUCCGAAGCCAACGCAGCUGGAAGGAGAAGAAACAUUUCACCGCAGCUGUGCACUGGAAACGAGAAUCUUAGAUCUAUACAGAAUACGUACACAGAUGUAUCUGAGUUACGGCUAACAUACAGUGUUUACAAGUCUGUGUAUACAAUUGCCAAUGCUUUGCAUGAUUUAGAUAUUUGUGUAAAUGGUCAUGGACCUUUUCCAAAUAAUGAAUGUGCAGACGUACUUAACUUUGAGCCAUGGCAAGUAAGUGUGUUUUACGUUACUUUACUUUAUACUCUAUGAAUGUGUAUAUAUAUAUAUCACAGAGAUGGUGAUCACUUUCGAUUCAGCAUGUUAGAAUACCAUCUAAUGUAUAUAUAUUGAUACCUUAGAGAGGGUUCAGAGAAGGGCUACUAAACUGAUUCAAGGAUUGCAGGAUAAAACUUACCAGGAAAGGUUAAAGGAUCUUAACAUGUAUAGCUUGGAGGAAAGACGAGACAGGGGGGAUAUAAUAGAAACAUUUAAAUAUAUAAAGGGAAUCAACACAGUAAAGGAGGAGACUAUAUUUAAAAGAAGAAAAACUACCACAACAAGAGGACAUAGUCUUAAAUUAGAGGGACAAAGGUUUAAAAAUAAUAUCAGGAAGUAUUACUUUACUGAGAGGGUAGUGGAUGCAUGGAAUAGCCUUCCAGCUGAAGUGGUAGAGGUUAACAGAGUAAAGGAGUUUAAGCAUGCAUGGGAUAGACAUAAGGCUAUCCUAACUAUAAGAUAAGACUAGGGACUAAAGAAAGUAUUUAGAAAAUUGGGCAGACUAGAUGGGCCGAAAGGUUCUUAUAUGCCGUCACAUUCUAUAAUGUUAUGUGCCAUCUGUGGUCAAAACAUAUACAAAGUAUUAUUUAUUGGGAACACCUAUUUAAUGUACAUUAUGUACCAAAACAGCCUUCAAUUAUCUGUUAGAUUAAAUUUAACAAAUAGAGUAAAUCUAGAAAGGGACCUUAUUCAUAGUUUGCUUGAAUGUGGAAGUGUUAUAAUAAAUUAAAUAAAAAAUUAAUGCAAGCACAACAGUGUGUGUAAGGCACAUAAAUCAAUAUCCAGUGCAAAAAAAAAAAAAAAAAAAACAUUUAAAUUGUCAGCUGCAUGCACUAUCACUAUCACAAUGAAAUAAGUGAUGUUCUACGAGCUGUGACCUACAAAGUAUAACAUAAGAUAUAUAUUUAUUUCUUACUCUUGUACAAUGCAUUAAAACUUAUGAUACAAAAUCAAUAUAGCAGAGUGCAGAUUACGCCACAGGUUGUAAAUACAACCUUUGUCAGUGCAAAUCCUUUGUGGUUAAACUCACAUAUAUCAGAGUCUUAGGAUUAAAUGCAUUUGUAGGAGAGGGAUAUUUCACCCUUAUUGCACUUUCAAAGGCUUAACUCUCAGAUAAUGAGAAAAAAAUAUAAGGAUUCAAUAACGCUAUAACGUUUAACAAUUUUAUUCAUUUACAAUAAAUAAAAAUCCUUGCUUAAAACAUAUGUAAACUCCUAAUUUAAAACAAUCCACAAAAGACAUUCAGAAUUUAGCGGAUCCAGCUCCUUUCCAAAGCGAUGGUUAUAGUAUACACAUAUUUAAAUAUUAACAUAAUGCACAGUGCAUACAUUAAGAUACGUGUAUAUAUGUGUAUAUCCAUAAUACUAAGUACAGAUUAAGAAACAGCGCAUACAUUCACGCAAAAUUACAGUUUUUGAUUUUAGUUUUUAUGUAAAACACCAAUCUUAACAAACAAAUAAGGGGAUUCAGUUACACCACAUGUCUAUAUUGUUUUAAGCCCAGCACUACCUAACACAAUAUGCCAUAUAUUUUUGUUAACAAAGGUAAUUUCAUUACAUAAAAAUAUACAAUCUACAAUAAAAACAUGAAAGCGAACCACAUAUUGUGUAAUAAAGUUAAACACCAUAAAAGGGAUUGGGGAUAUAUUGCACUCACAAACUAAAAAUUGUCUACUGUCAAUUUUACCUUUUUAUGCUUUUUAUUUUUUUCAUGCUUUGUUAUUUCCAUUAGUGGUGCUCACUUUGGGUCAUAGUUUCUAAUAGGUGAUUUUAAGAAGCCUUGUAAAAUUUAAAACUGUAAUUAACUCAUUAAUCAAACAAUUUUUUUGUGUGUGCGCACGAUGUUCCUUAAUCUGCAUUUUGUAUAUAUUUCGGUCUUUAUGGCAGCAUCACUACUAAGAAAUGCAUGUUCCCGGUGUGUGUCCCAGUUCCCUUUUUUCUGUGUGUAUUUUGAAUCCAGACCAGUUUCCCUUUGGGUUGAGCCAUAGGUUUGUAGGUAACUACAGGAGUAUUGUAACUGUUAGCUGUUCAUCUCCCAUGUUAAAAUUAGUAUAGGACGCCCUGAUAUUGGGGUACUGUGACAUAGUGGUGAGCUUAACUUGAUAUGGCCAUAUGGUAAUAUGGUAGAACUGAAUCCCCAUAUUUGUUUGCUAAGAUUGGUGAUUUUAAGUAGCCUUGUUAAAUUUAAAACUCAUUUUUUGUGUGUGAUAUGCUCCUUAAUUUGUAUUUUGUAUAUAUUUUGGGCUUUACGCCAAAAUCACUACUAAUAAAUGCAUGCUCCGAAUGUGCUACCCCAAUUCCCUUUUUUCUAUAUCUAUAAUACUCUCAGUAAUUGCAUAAUUUUAAGAAAAUAUAUUGUUUUGUUUGUUUUUUUUAAAUCAAACUUUGCCCUUCUCAAUGCAACAACACACAAUUUUUUUCUUUGACACACACUCUGGACACACAAUCAUUGACCCACACAUCAUACAUUCUGACACACACACUCUGACACACACUAACACACACUCUCUGACCCAUAUAGAUACUCCUUACUCACACACACGCAGAAUAAAUCGCACACACUCAUCCCUUUUCAUUCAAAUAAGAUAUUCGCUCACCCACAUACAAGAUAGUCCCAUAGAAUAUUUUACUUACCAGCAGCCUUGAUGGGCCAGCACCGGGUCUGCAGCUUGUCCUUUUACUUCUUCUUUAUUCAAGCAUGACUGCGUCCGCUGAGAUAUAAUGACUGCAUAUUAAGAUAAAAUGGAACAGGUUUGAGGUGUUGAAUACUAGUUUUUUAUUAUUUAUAACAUGCUUUUAAUAUUUACAAUUCUCAUUAACAUAUUGUUCUUUAUCUGUGUUUUUCUACAGUUGAUGUACUACUUGAAAAACACAAAAUUCUCUGUCUUCUCUAAUGAAUCUCUAAAGUUUGAUGAGUUCGGUGAUGUAGAUGGCUAUUAUGAUAUUUUAAACUGGCAGUGGGCUUCCAAUGAGUCCUUAGUAUUUUCAAAAAUUGGACGUUAUACUGCCACUGGUAGCGGAGCAACCUUUGAACUCAGGAUAGACAAUAGUUCAAUAAUCUGGAAUACCCCAACUGGACUGGUAACAAAAUAGUUCAUUGUAUCCCGUAAAUUACCAAAAGCAUGCUAGACAUGAUCCUUAUGGAGUUAAUAGUAUACUUUUAUUUUAAUUUUAUUUUUCAAUCAUUGCAAUCAGGCGUCAUUAAAUUAUUGGAAGCGUUUUGAUAACUUGAAUAGUUUUCCUUCUUACAGAUGACACAAAACAAGAACAUUCUUACAAUGUUACAAACGGGAGGAAAUAAACAUAAUUAUAAAGUAGAAAGAAUAAAUGAUUUUCUCUAGCUACUCUUAAUUCAGAAAAUUAUCUUUGUUCCUUUUUAAUCAUCACCAAUAUAAUUCUUUUUUUUUUUUUUUUUAUAUAGAUUCUUCAGUACAUAAAGAAGGCUCUAACACAAUCAUGGUUUUUCUUAAAAGUGAGAAUUCAAAAUAAAAGUAAAUGGGAGGUUUUAUAAUUUGGCUAUUUUUAUUCUUUGAAAUCACUUUGAAUUUCCAACAAUUCUCACUUUAGUGAAUAACCCUGUAUAAAUGCAUUCUUUAAACAAUGAAAGUUCAAACUCACAGGGUUCUUUACUGACAGGGUUAUUCACUGACAGGGUUAUUCACUCGCAGGGUUAUUCACUCGCAGGGUUAUUUACUGACAGGAUUAUUCACUCACAGGGUUAUUUACUGACAGGGUUAUUCACUCACAGGUUAUUCACUAGUAGGGUUAUUCGCUGACAAGGUCAUUCACUGGCAGGGUUAUUCACUGACAGGAUUAUUCACUGACAGGAUUAUUCACCCUCAGGGUUAUACACUGACAGGGUUAUUCCCUCGCAGGGUUAUUCACUAACAGGGUUAUUCACUGACAGGAUUAUUCACUCGCAGGGUUAUUCACUGACAGGGUUAUUCCCUCGCAAGGCUAUUCACAGGCAGGGUUAUUCCCUCACAGGAUUAUUCACUGGUAGGGUUAUUCACUGACAGGGUUAUUCACUCGCAGGGUUAUUCACAGGCAGGGUUAUUCCCUCACAGGUUUAUUCACUGACAGGAUUAUUCACUGGUAGGGUUAUUCACUGACAGGGUUAUUCACUGACAGGGUUAUUCAGUAAAGAAAGAACUCAAAGUAAAUCUAAAAUUUAAGGCCAGAGUAGCCAAACUGGAAGUAUAGCUGAGUUGGAGAAUUUUUCCAGUGGAGCUACUCUGGCCUUAAAUUUGAAAUUCACUUUUAAUUUUUACUUUAGGGAAUCAUCUUGUAAAGUGUGACUUGUCUGGAGUUCAAAGCAAAUUCAAAAAAUGUAUACCACAAUGGCAAAUUUGGAAAUUUAUUUUGAAUUCACACUUUGGUGAAUAUUCCCAUCUGUAAAGAAUGCAACGUGAUUAGAACAAAAUCAGAGUUUACUAACAAAAUGCUUUUUUUGUGUGCUAUCUUUAGCCUCCUCGUUCUGUGUGCAGUGAAAGUUGUAUUCCUGGGACAAGAAAAGGCAUUAGGCAAGGGGAGCCGGUUUGUUGCUUUGACUGUAUCGCAUGUGCAGAUGGUGAAAUAACCAACGAGACAGGUAUCAUAGUGAUUAUGCCCUUACCUCUAUUUUCCUGAUAAAUAUAUUUUCAAUUUUUUUGUCAAUCUUUGUUUUAUUGAGUUAAAUAUAAUAACAUUACAAGAAUUCAAGAUACAAUAGACAGGAGUAGCUUGGUAGAUUAGCAAUACCUAAUUGUUUGUAUUAUUAACAGGCUAUAACAGUAGGAUAUACAGCAGAUAAUCCACAGAAGCCCAACACAUCCUAUCAUUUCUGCAGCCUAGAUUUUACUAAUUAAAUCAUGUGAGGAUAAGGCAAAUUAGGGUAGCCAAAGUAGUUAUUUAACGGAGCAAUAGAUAACAGCUUAAGAGGGUUAGGUGCAGGGCCGGCCCGUCCAUAGCCCGCAGUGGAGCCACGGCUCCAGGCAGCACUCUGACAGGGGCGGCAUUUUGUAAGUUAGGCGGCCGCCUAAGGUCUCGCGGCCACCUAACUCACCAUAGGGCAGGCAGACUGUGUCAGGUCCUCUGUCUUUCACUGAGGACGCAACACCAGGAAGGGGCCCGGCAUGGGCACCAGGAAGGAAUGCUGCCGGGUGCGAGACCCCUCCAGUCUGCCCUGAGAGGCAGAGAGCCAGCACAGUCUGCAGCUCCGCCUGGUGUGAGCUGCAGACUGUGCAGUGUCUCACGAUCUCUGGCCAAUCAGAUUGUUGCCGCAGGUUACCACGGCAAUGCUCUGACUUCUGGAUAUUGCUAGACACUGCACAGUCUGCAGCUCACACCCGGCUUUCAGCCUCUUAUGGCAGAUUGGAGAGACAGCCCUCCGGACCACCAGGGAUCAAAGACACAAAAAUAAAGGUAUUUUUUUUUCAAUUAAAAUCCCCUCCCUCAUUGUCACCCCACCCCACUGUGUCACCCCCUCCCUCUCUCAGUCACUCUGCCACCCCCUCCCUUACUGUGUCACCCCCUCCCUUACUGUGUCACCCCCUCCCUCAGUCACUCCAACACCUGUCACCCCCUCCCUUCCUCAGUCACUCUGCCAUAUCCUCCCUUACUCUGUCACCCCUCCCUCCCUUCCUCAGUCCUUUUUGCUUGGUGUAGUUUUGUUGGAGAUAGGUGUAGAGGGGGCAGCAUUUCAUCCUUUGAUCCAGGCAGCACAAUGCCUUGUACCAGCCCUGGUUAGGUGGCACCCCAACACCACAGCGAGACACUCCUGGGGUUAAUACAAGGAAUACAUGCUGUUCUCACACUAUUACUAAUACGAGCCUAGAGCCCUCGUGUGAGACCUUGAGAGUGCAUCAACUGAUUAAAUAACCACCAGAUGGUGUCAGCCAUAUGUUACAUUAGUAUUUAAAACAUAUCAAAAGAGUAGAAAACUAGGGUAGUAGUGUAGGGAUCAGGUGUAACUAUAAAACAGUGCACAUCAGAACAGAGAGCAUAUCACUGGUAAAGAAUAACUAUCACUGCAGUGAAGCACUCUUGGUUAUAAACAUGGACACAGUUCACAGCCCAUGGUGUUAGCCAGUUCCCUCAUUGGGUAGAGUGUUGGCAAGUGCUUGGAGGUACCGGAGAGUGAAGGUGAGCCAAUGGUUAAGGAGAGGCCCCUCCACAGCCCCAGGCCUUAUGUAGGGUAGGCAUCUGUGUACCACAGACUCGGGAGCUCUGUGAGGCCCGGUCUCUCAUUAUGGCUGCUGCGGAAGGUCCUAGUCUUCUGGCGGUGUCGACAAUGCUUCAGAGGUAACUUCUAUGUGACCCUAGGCCCAGAUAGGCAUUUAGCAUGUGCAGAGGGUGCGAAGGUGUACGCUUUGCCAGAGACAGGCCUGCUCCGCUCAGAUCUCCAGCUCUCUUCACCUUCCCUCCAUGGGUUCAAGGAAGCCGAGUAAGGUGUUGCUCUAGCACGUCCCAGAAGUGUUGGAAGAUCAGGUCCAGUUCUGUGGGUGAGGACUGCGUGGGUGCAGACAUCAAUGGUCGGGUUGCGUCCGCCAUAAUGCUAGGUCCGGUAUGUUCGAGCCUGAGCUAUAGUGGGUAGCAGGAUUCGAAAGUGAUGCAUGUGUUUUGGGUUGGUGGGGACCUGGAUAAACCCCGCUGGCUCAUGGGGGGGAACAGGGGCUUUGCGUUACAGGUAAGUGAAACAGCGGGAGAGCGGCGUCUCCCCCUGCGCCGACCAUGCUUGUAGGCGUGAUGUCUGAGCUGUCGGAGCUGGUGUGAAGGUCCACUUGUGUGAUAUCAUCAUGUAGGUCUACGAUUGCCUGACAGACCAAAUAAAUCGGGUCACAGCCUCUGCUCGGCUCAAAUUAGCAUUAGUUGCGGUAAGAUGUAAGAGCUGCUGUGACAUGUGUCUGCUUCGCUCUGCAGUCAGGCCCCGCCUCCCUAAAAAAUGUAAUUCAUUAAAAUUAAAUUUCAGGGUUAUUAACUAAAGGGGAAAUUGUUGGGAAUUCAAAGUGAAUUCAAAAUUUAAUGGGACACUAAAUUAUAUAGUCAUCAGUUCAUGACAUGGAGCUGUAACCUAGUUGGAUUAUGCAGCAGGACAAUAAUUCAAAAUACAAGAAUACAGCCAGUAUAGAAUGGCUCAAAAGAAACAAAAUCAAAGUCCUUAAUUUAACCCACUGAGAUGCUGUGGCAUGAUCCUAAACAGGAAGUUAAUGCUCAGAAACCUCCAAUGUUGCCAAAUUACAGCAAGUUUGCAAAGAAGAAUGGGCAAAAACUCUUCCAAAACAAUGGAAAAGACUAACCUCCAAUUAUCGAAAGCCCUUUGUUGUAAUUCUUGCUGCUAAAGGUUCAUGGUGCAGUUAUAUUUUCACACAGGGACAAUUGAUGUUGGAAUCCCUUUUAACUAAAUACAAUUAUAAAUUGAAAACAAAUGUAUUUUGUAUGAAACCAUUCAGGGUAAUAAAUAUGAAAAAUAGAGUAAAUCAGUAAUGGGCAAAUAUUUAUUUUUCACUUUCUGUCAUUUGCUUUCUGGUGUACCUUACAAAGGCAAUGCCAUAUUUUGGAGAUAUUUUUUUCUUCCUGAUAUUUAGUUUGUUAAAAUCUUAUGAACAGAAGAUUGGCUUCAUGGCAAGUUCGCACAUGCCAUUUAAUGUCUUGAGGGAAUCCAUGUACAAAUAUUUGUGCCUAUUGAAAUAUAUGAGAAAAUGUUUACAGAUUUGAGAUUACAAUGCUUUAGAUUAUUUUUCAACCACUCCAUAAACAACAGACACGUGAAACACAAAAGGCUUUCUUGCUCAUUUUGCCAAUAUGUGUCAUAUUUAUUAUACAGAGGUCAGAGAUGAAAUGCUUAGCUUUCCACUAUAGCCUAUUUAAAUGGAUGGACUACAACAUUAUCUAACAGAGGAGGGAUACCUGUAGUGGUAUCUGGAGAAUGAAAUCAUCGUCAUAUCUCUAGAAUGGUAAUAAUUUACCAGACUGAAAUGACCAGGUCUUAGUACCAAGACCACUUCAUUAAGAUAAACUAGUCCUUGCACUUGGAGUAUCCCUUUAAUUUUAUACUAAUUCUGAAUAAGCAUACAAAAUAAGAAAAAAGGAACGGCAUAAUAUAGUUAAGGGACCUUAUGGUUACCAAAACAACUUUAUUUUACUGAAGCAGAUUUAUUGUAUAAAUCAUACCUUUGAAGUUUCACUGUUCAAUUCUCUGCCAUAAAGGAGUUAAAUCACUUUGUUUCUGUUUAUGCAGCCCUAGCCACACCUCCCCUGGCUGUGACUGACACAGCCUGCAUGAAAAUAAAAUGGUUUCAUUUUCCAUCAGAUGUAACUGUAAAUUGCACUUUAAUCACAUACAGGGUCUAUUUACAGUAAGUGUUUAGGAAGGUAAGUCACAUACAGGAAGGUUUGACUAGGGCUUCAUAGACAAAGUGAUUUAUCUCCUAAAUGGCAGAGAAUUAAGCAGUGAGACUACAGAUGCAUGAUCCAUACACCAACACUGCUUCAUUAAGCUACAGUUGUUUUGGUGACUAUGUGCUUUGAAGCUGCAGCUCAUAAGCCUCUCUGUACAAAUGACCAAGGGGAAGAGGGAGAGGGGGUAGGGCCAAAUUAAGAAGCCCAGUGGACCUGGUGCUGACAAUUAUGAGGGGCCUAAGUACAGAAUCUUAUCGACGAAAAACACUAAAACAGUCAUACCUCUCAAGUGUUAUGUAUCUGGUGGAGAUGUUGCCAGAGGUAAACUCAUAGGAUGCAAUUGUGAGACAACUCAGAUUCUCUUAAAAUAUGCUAAUCUCUCUAAUUUAUCUCUCUAAUUUAUGUUUUCAUCUUUCAAGUAAAUCUAUAACCCCUAACAGCAGUAUCAAGUGAAGCAGGAAGUCAAUGGGCCGUGUAAAAGGAUGGGCCACUGACGCAGAUCAUGUAAUCAAAACUCCUGAAGGGACGAACAUGCUCAAAAAAGAGGCGUGUCUGCCCAAAGAAUUGAUUGGCUGCCUGUCAAUCAUGCAUGCUGGCCAAUAGCGCACUGAACUUGGCAUAAAUGUGUCUAAUGAUGCGCUCGCUCCCUGUUUUCUAAGGACUGUCCCGUAGCACUCACACGUCCACUUGUCUCCUGGCUGAUAGAAUUUCGGUUGCCAAAUACUUUCUUGUUUAUAGCAAAUUUCUAGCCUGCUUCAUUCCCCCUGACCCCCCUAACCUCCUCCCCCUGCUUGCCACUCCCAGCUCUAAAUGCCUUUUAAGUAACUGUUCUAUCUCUCUCACUUAGCCCCAAGUCACCACACAUCCCUGCAAGAAGGCCUUUUAAUUUUGCUCGGCUCUAGAGGCCAUCCGAGGAGUGGCCACUUGGAGGUGUCCCUAGGGCCAAUGUAAACACUGCUUUUUCUCUGAAAAGUCAGUCUGAAAAGUCAGUGUUUGCAUGAAAAUGCCUGCAUGCAAUGAUUAUACUCACCAGAACAACUACAUUAAGCUGUAGUUCUGGUGACUAUAGUGUCCCUUUAACUCAUUUCAUUUCAGCUAGUCCACACAGGUUUUGUUUCCAUAUAUCCCUCUUAAGUUUCAUACUUAAGCAAGAGUAUGUGAAGAAUAGUGAGGGUUGCCACCUUUCUUGGAAAUAAAUAAAGGCCUUACUAAUUUGCAUAACUAAUUGUGUGAUGAUAUCAUAUGAUGUAAAUCACAAAGAGUGGCAUAAGAUAAAAUUCUCUAAAAUCACCCAAAAACUACUUACAGUUUGAUUCUUCUGUAUAGAUAGAUUGCUUCCAGUGUCUCCCUGUCUCCCAGUGUCCCCAUGUCUAUGUGUCCCCAUGUCGCCCAGUGUCCCCUAGUGUCUGUCCCCAUGUCUCCCAGUGUCCCAUGUCACUAGGGGACACUGAGAGACAUGGGGACACUGGAAGACAUGGGGACACUGAGACACUAGGUACACUGGGAGACAUGGGGACACUGAGACACUAGGUACACUGGGAGACAUGGGCACACAGACACUAGGGACACUGGGAGACAUGGGUACACAGAGACACUAGGAGAUAUUGAGAGACAUGGGGACACUGAGAGACAUGGACACACAGACACUAGGGACACUGGGAGACAUGAGCACACAAAGACACUAGGGACAUUGGGAGACAUAGGGACACUGAGGCACUAGGGAAACUGGGAGACAUGGGGACACUGAGACACUAGGAACACUGUGAGACAUGGGCACACAGAGACACUAGGUACACUGGGAGACAUGGGGACACUGAGACAGUAGGAGAUACUGAGAGACAUGGGAACACAGACACUAGGGACACUGAGAGACAUGGACACACAGACACUAAGGACACUGGGAGACAUGGGUACACUAGGGACACUAGGAGACAUGGGCACACAAAGACACUAGGGACAUUGGGAGACAUGGGGACACUGAGGCACUAGGGAAACUGGGAGACAUGGGGACACUGAGACACUAGGUACACUGGGAGACAUGGGGACACUGAGGCACUAGUGACACUGUGAGACAUGGGCACACAGAGACACUAGGGGAUACUGAGAGACAUGGGAACACUGAGACACUAGGGGACACUGGGAGACAUGGGGACACAGAAACAUGGGGACAUAGACACACAUGAAGACAUUUGGGGACACAGACACGAGGGACACUUAGACAAUGAGAGACAUGGGGACACAGACACCAGGAACACUGGUUGGGAGACUCCAAGUUUCUCAGUGUCCCCAUGUGUGUCUGUGUCCCAAUGUCUCAGUGUCCCCAUUUGUGUCUGUGUCCCCAAGUGUGUGUCCCCAUGUCUCCCAGCGUCCCCUAGUGUCCUCAUGUGUGUCUGUGUCCCCAUGUCUCAGUGUCCCUAUGUCUCCAAGUGUCCAAAAGGGACUCAGCAUCCCCAGAGGUCUCACAGUCUCCCCUAGUGUCUCAGUGUCCCCAUGUCUCCCUGCAGCCUUUACCCCGUCUCAGUGUCCCCAAGUGUCCUCAUGUGUGUCUGUGUCCCCAUGUCUCAGUGUCCCUAUGUCUCCAAGUGUCCAAAAGGGACUCAGCAUCCCCAGAGGUCUCACAGUCUCCCCUAGUGUCUCAGUGUCCCCAUGUCUCCCUGCAGCCUUUACCCCAUCUCUCACUUCACUGAGCUGAAGGCUAUCUCUGCAGGAUGGGAGCUGCUGUUUGGACUCUCUGUGCUGUGAACCUGCUCCCCCGCAGAUCAGUGAGGAGAGAAAUGCAGGUAUAUGCUGUAACUUCCUAUCCCUGCCUCUUUCCACAUGCACAGCGACCCCUAGUUGGGUAAUCUCUGUUUAUACUGAAAAAAAUACCGGCAUUUAUAUAUCGGCACCCGCCAGGCAGCCUUAAAUAAAUACCAGCCAGGUGGCAACCCUAAGAGUGAUGUUAAAAAUGUAUUUUUUUUUUUUUUUUUUUUAAAUCAAUGGGCCUAUUCCAUGGACAAUACACAAGAUCCAGCACACUCUCCUAUCUACUAAACAGCAACUGCAAUGUUGACAGAUUUUAUUCAUUUUUUAAAAAGUUUUUUCUAAAGGUUUUUUUUUAGAAAACACCUAAUCUAGGCAAAAAAUAAUAGGAAUUUAGUUACAUUAUAUGAUCAUACAUUGCAUAAGCCUGCCACAACGUCAAUGUACCCCAUCUUUGGCAGGUCCUACUCUUACAGUCUAAUGUCUACUCUUAUGUGAAUAACUCACUUACUUGUGGAAAGAAUUCCAUCUGAGGCUCUCUGCAGUACAAGAGUAAAUGGGACCUAGCCAACUCCUUGGUUUUGCACCCCUCCCUGUCACAGGUGCCUCAUCUCAGGUUCCUAUUUAGCCUUUUACUGCAGAGAGCCCCAGAUGGAAUUUUUUCCCCAAGUAAGUGAGUUAUUCACAUAAGCGUAGACAUUAGACUGUGAGAGUAGGACCUGCCAAAGAUGGGGUACAUUGACGUUGUUGUAAGCUUAUGCAAUGUAUGAUCAUAUAAUGUAACUAAAUCCCCAUAUUUUUUUGCCUAGAUUAGGUGUUUUAAAAAAAAAAAAAACUUUAGAAAAAAACUUUAAAAAAAAAUGAAUAAAAUCUGUCAACUUUGAAGUUGCUGUUUAGUAGAUAGGAGAGUGCGCUGGAUCUUGUGUAUUGUUUAUUGAAUAAAUUGGCCCCCAGCAGCACCCCCAUUUAAGCAUGUUCAGGUGAGUGCAACCACCCCCCCCCAUGUUUCAUAUAUAUGUAUAUUUGGGAGUCUACCCAACUCCUUGGUUUUGCACCCAUCCCUGUUACAGGUUCCUCAUCUCAGGUCCCUAUUUAGCCUUGUACUGCAGAGAGCCUCAGAUGGAAUUUUUUCCCCAAGUAAGUGAGUUAUUCACAUAAGAGUAGACAUUUGCCUAGGGCUUGGGCCUGGAGCUGCAACUGGAUCAGUCCCUAUGUUAAUCCGGCCCUGGGAGGGGGUGGAGGAUUGUCCUUACCUGUCUCUAAUUCUAAAUGAACAUUUUUGUUAAUGAUACAUUUCUCACUAGAUUCCAUGUUAUUUUUGCAGAUGCAAGAGAAUGCAUUGCCUGUCCAUCGGACUUCUGGUCAAAUUCCCACAAGAAUGAAUGUGUAUUGAAGGAAGUGGAAUUUCUUGCCACUGAUGAGGCAUUGGGGAUCACAUUAGUAUUCUUGGCUGUAUUUGGAGCAUCCCUCGUCAUUGCCUUUACAGUUAUCUAUGUGAUGUACAGAGAAACCGCUUUAGUCAAGGCAAACGAUCGUUCCUUAAGCUUUGUCAUCCAGAUAUCCCUGGUUUGCACUUUUAUGACAUCCAUUCUGUUUGUUGGCAAACCAGAAGAAUGGUCCUGUAUGGCACGCCAAACUACUCUUGCCUUGGGAUUUUCCCUCUGCUUGUCCUGUAUUCUCGGAAAAACUAUUGUUUUGAUGCUAGCUAAAAGGGCAGCAAAAUCUAAAGUUGCUGAUAAAACUAAACAAAUAACUAUGAAACCUCUCUAUCAAAAAAUAGUUGCUGUUAUUGGAUUGACUAUUGAAGUUGGAAUAUGCAUAGCCUAUUUAAUUAUAUACCCCCCUUGGGUCUAUAAAAAUAUGGAAUCCCAAAAUGUCAAAAUUAUUCUGGAGUGUAAUGAAGGCUCAAUUGAAUUUCUGUGUUCCAUGUUCGGGUUUGAUGUUUUCCUUGCUAUAUUAUGUUUUAUAACUGCUUUUGUAGCCCGUAAACUUCCAGAUAACUUCAAUGAGGCCAAAUUUAUAACUUUUGGAAUGUUGGUCUUCUUCAUUGUUUGGAUAUCUUUUGUCCCAGCAUACCUAAGCACAAGAGGGAAAUUUAAAGUAGCCGUUGAAAUCUUUGCUAUUUUAGCAUCAAGUUUUGGGUUACUUGGUUGCAUUUUUGUCCCAAAGGGAUAUAUCAUUUUACUGAAGCCGGAAAGAAACACAGAAGAGAUUGUUGGAGGCAGGCAGGCUACUAAUGAUAAAAGUGCACCAGCGACAUCAGCCUCCAUUACCAGUGAGAUUAACAAUACAACAAUAUCCACUGUUGUGCUUGAUGAUUAA